CUCUCAUCAGCUGGUGGAAGCGCUGCUUUGGCAGGAGAUGGAGCUGCCCUGACCCUGUGCCAGUCACCCUGGAGGCAGGUAAGCUCUGUAGCCAUGUGUUGCUCCCAUACUGUGAUAGAUGAGGGCAGUGAGGGCUUGGGUGCUCCCCUGGUAGGAUGUUAGUAAAUAGGCUGAGGAUAAAUCAGAGAUAUACAGCGCCCAUUACACCCAUGCCAUAAACCCUCUCUCUGUAUUUCAGCAUCUUUUAAUAAUCCUGGUCACUUCGCCAAUCCGCAACAAAUUGUGUAAAUAAAGAGAGUUUUUGGCCUCCCAUCAGUACAUCUUCUCAGCAGCUCGACUGAUGUAUUAUUACAAAUCUAAGAACCUUCUUUUCAGCCUGAUUUUCUAACUGUGUGGAAAUUUAUGGACCAACCCUCCCUUCCCCAAGAAGCAUGCCAUUGUAAAUCCUUGUUUUCCGAAACGUGGGGGGUUUAAUUUUUUUUUUUUUUAAAUUUAUUAUUAUUAUUUUUUAUUUCUCCCGAGGAUUUAGCAUUGACAGUUACUGUUCACUACAAUGCUAAUUAUGCUGACUGUGCGUGAUGGGAGUUGUAGUGUAAGAAAACGGGCAUCUGGCUGCUUGGAACUGAAGUUACCCCAUCCAUUAAAGUCCUUAUUUCGACCUCAUAAUAUAAUAUUUUGCCUGCACAUAUUCAUAGAACUAGUAAUUUUAUGCUUCAUAUAUGUUUAAAAAGACUUUAUUACCUUCCAAGUAUAUUUUGUUUUUGCCAUUCGCUGGGCCAUUCGAAGCUUAAGGGUUAAAUUUACAGUACAGAUUGAAUCAACAAUCAUAAGUGAAGCAAGAUCAUACAAAUGUAGUAGAAAAAAAAAUAUAUAGAAAGAAUUCAGUUACCCUGCCACAAAUUGCAAAUGUACAUCUGAAAGCCAUCCAGAUCUAUAAAUAUUUCCCACAAUUUCUUCGUUCAUAUGAGGUUUUGUGUUUUUUUUUUCCAUCUUACAUCUGUUUCUCAGAUUCCUAUUAUAGCUCUUUUCCUGUCCAGCAAAUGCUAACCCCCAUCAGAUCACACACUGAUUUGGGCAAAACUGGUACUGCAGCUUCUGUCUGCUUAUGUUUCCUCCAAAGAAAGCACCCUACCCAAGCCUUGGCUGUGCAGAUGUUUAUAAACUUGAAUUAUCAUGAUGCUUGGCCAAACCAUGAACUGGCUAGUUAUCAUAGUUGAUUUAGUUUACAAUUAGGCUGAAAUGUUGGGAAAUACUGUUAACACACCUCUGCAGUACCAAUGUUCGCUAUCAUUGCCCACAUAAAUUCAUACUCCAAGCAUGUACUAGCAACCUUACACCCACACCUGCGUGGGUGCUAAGUCAUUUUGGAAAAUGUACUUGACAACAGCUGGAAUGCCAAAGGUUAGCUAUCACUGGUUUGAGCCAUGACAACAUAGCUGUGAGAUUGCUUCAAGUCUUAGUUGUUAAGUGCUCUUUGGUAAAUCCCUUUACACGUUUUAGGAUUAUCCCUAUGCUUAUCUGUAUUAAUUAACCUAUAAUGAGGUGUUUUUUCUCCUUCGUGAUUUUUGCUAGAUGCUAAAGAGACAGCAAGAGGCGACAAUACAUUUUGAAUAAAAAAGCAAGCUUUGCUCAAAUAAACCGGUUUUCUUGCGUAGGCAUCAAAGGAUGUUAGAGAGGGAAAAAAAAUGUUUUUAUCUACCUGGAAAAUUGUAAAUGUUCAUUGUACUCUACCUUCUUAAAUAGUUCAUUAUAAUUGUAUGGUUUAGAAUUCUGAGUAAAUUAAUGCAAAUUGCUGUCCUUAUAUUCAAAAGACUGAAAUGCAAAAAUAUUUUGUGAUGCAGUUCGGUAUUUGUGAUACAGUAUAGUAUACAAACACACUGCUCAACCAUUUAUAUCUACUGUAAAGGCUCACAAUUUUCAUGGCGUGGUUGAGAAAAGUGCAAAUAUUGUAAGACUUGGUGUAUGUAAUCCUCAACUAACUAGGCUUCAUGGAUUUUGGCGAAAUUGGCAAGGCUUUGAUUGGUUUAGUGCAGUGAUGACAAACCUUUUUAAAUGUAAGUAAGUGCCUCUCAGGCAUACAACAAGACCCAGACCCAAUUUUAUAAGUUUUUGUUACUUUAUUGCCACAAUUUCUGUUAAAGUUCCCCUUCUGUCCUCUUGUAAUUCACUCCUCCCCUUCCUGAUAUUUGUAUUCUGUUACUUUUCCCCUCCGUAUAUAGCUCCUCUUAACCACUUAACUCAUAGCUCUAAGUCCCCACUCCACCAUUCUUUCAAAUUAGUUUUUUUUUUUUUCUCUCUCUCUGUCCCUAACACGUCUGUCUUCCACUUCUGUAUAAGACCCCCUUUAACAUCCCCUUCUCUUACAGUUUUGCAGUUCUAUUUCAGUGCUCACUCUUGCCCCUUUCCAUAUCUGUAUACAUCACUCACACAGUCCACAAUAUAUUCUCAUCUUCAAAGAAGUCUCCACUCCCACUACAACAGUAUCUUUCUCCCACAUCAUGUCAGUCCUCUUCUUUCCCAUGAAAUUGGUUAUUUCCACAUUAGUCUGUCGGUCCUAUUUCCUUCAUAAUAAUAGCCCUCGUCCUGAUCCCACUAUUUAUGUUUGCAUACUUUCUUCCACUGAUAAUACUGGCUACCACACUCACUCUUUUCCAUUCUUCCCAUGUGGGGUUUAUCCCCUUUUGUUUACUUGGCACAAUGCUUUAGGACAGUGGUAGGCAACCUUCAGCACUCCAGAUGUUGUAGACUACUUCUCCUUUGGUUUGCCAGCAUUCUGACUGUAAGAGUAUUAUGGGAGAUGUAGUCAACAACAUCUGGAGUGUCACAGAUUGCCUACUCCUGCAUUAGGAUGUCCUGUUUUUAUAGGGUUUCAGGAUCGAUGCAACCCUAUAGGCAAUAGAAAAUGACCAAAUAAUGACCAAAGAAAAAAAUUAAAUUUAAAAAAAAGUUACCUGCGCUCUCUCCUUAAUCCCUAUGUAUAUUUAGACAAUCCUUCCAAUGUCCAUUGGAGUAAAUAAAUUACCUCUAUUUGUCUAAAUAUACAUAGGAGAGAGCGCAGGUAUUUUUUACUAUAUAUUGGGGCUGAUGUGUACUUUGGUCGUUGCUGUCGCCCAGGAGUGAUGGAAGUGAGCGCUGGACUUAUCUUUUUGUAUUUGUAAACACUGCAUGGUAGACAUAGCAAUCUGACAUAGUUUUGCGAUUGCUAGAUUAGGGCAUGAAUUUUACAUUCUGGUUCAGAAAUGCAUUUUAUGAUUAUUCGCAUGUACUGUUUUGCUUUCAUAAACGCCGCCUGACUGAGAGGAUGAGUGCAGGAGGAUUUUCAUUUCUCCUGGCUAUUGUACCAUAUGCCAGCUUAAACCUGUUUAUAACAAUUGCGAGCUCGUUAAUUAUGCUGUCCGUAAAAGAGGUGGCUGCGGAUUAGUCUGAUGGAAUCUGCAUCAUCUGCUUUUAAUCAUAUUAUGACACUUAUAAAUUCACAUCUACUUGUAGCUAUGUUAUCUGGCUAGUGGAUUUUUGAUCUACUUUCAUUUUCCUGAUCAAGUAAUAAUACCGUUUUUUUUGUUCAUGAAUAUUGUUUCCACUGAGGAAUCUGAAUAAUUUGUUUAUUUUUCUAAUCGUGCGGUGUGGACAGACUUACAAAAUUUAAGCUACAACAGCUCAGAUGAGAAUAUCUACCACUUGGUUCAAUUUCAGUUUUUUACCAACCGGUUAUCAACUUUAUUUUUGUGAGUGUCUGUUACAUAGCCGAAAAGAGACUUGCGUCCAUCAAGUUCAGCCUUCCUCACAUAUGUUUUUGCUGUUGAUCCAAAAGGAGGCAAAAACCCAGUCUGAAGCGCUUCCAAUUUUGCAACAAACUAGGAAAAAAUUCAAUCUUGACCCCAAAAUAGCAGUCAGAUAUCUCCUUGGAUCAAGCAGCUAUUACCCCACUGAUUAGAAAUUAUAUCCCUGUAUGUUAUGUUUUUGCAAGUAUUUAUCCAAUUGCAGUUUAGAACAUUGUCACACAACAAUUGUAUUUCUGUCUUGUAUUAUCCUUGAUGUCUUCAUGAAUAAGUUAAUUAAGAUUUUCCUAUUUUGACAAGUUGAAAUUUUCUGGACAAGUUGACGAAGUCUUGCAUAUUUAUGCAUAUUAUAUGUAUGUGGCUUUACCCGCAUAAUGUUUUUCUACUCAUUACCUAUACACCCACAGGGAAUGUAAAUGUAUUAUGUUUUUUUUCUUUUUGCAAUGAAUUAAACGUAGAUCAUUUGUCUUUGAAGCAGCUAUGUCACGCCAAACUUUUCUCUCUUAAGUAGAUUCCUCUUCUUUUCCUCUCCAAAUAUGUUCUUCUUUUCUGAUCUUAUUCUCGUAAAAUACAUAAGUCAAAGUUUGGACUAAUGUGCCUCAUGUAUUUAUUUUUUUUUUUUAAACAUGACAAAGGGUUGAGCUUAAGGCAAGUUUCACUAAUUUUAAGUCCAGUUUUCCCACAAUACUCGCGAGACACACAAAAAACAGGUUAAGCAAUUACCGAGCCAAUUUUUACAUCUCUUAAAAUACAGAUAAUUCAGUGGAGUCUGUAAAAUAUUAUUCAACAGGCCCUCCAAUGCAACAAAGCUUGGUUAGAAUCCUGUGGUUUAAUCAAGCCUCCCAACAGUCCUAAUUCUGUCGGGACAGUCUCCAUUUCAGAGUCCUGUCUUGCCGUCCAUAUUUUGUCCUCUAGCAGCACAGUGCGUGGCCAUCAUUCAAUGUGGUUGUGCUGUGAACUGUCACUAAUACCAUGUGGAGAGAGCUUCAGAAGCACUCUGUAUGGUCCUGUAGGUUGUGUGCCAGUCAGGCAGGCCCAUUCAGUGAGCAGUCCUGUCCUUAAUGGGCAUCACUUCUUUGGGAACACACCAUAAGGAUACCUCCCAAAAGUCUCAGUUUCUUGGUUUUGUCUCACUUUAGAACCCUGAAGGUAACUGUUCUCAGGCAGCAAAGCAUUAGAUGCACUCACACUGUGCGGCGGACACUAAAGACUGCCAAGGUACCUGUCAGUGGUUGGGCUCACCCAGUUUCCAGAUAGGCCUGCCCAUUAUAGGUGUUAAUAUUAAUGCGUGUUGCAUCACUGGCGACAUCCUGUCUAUUUUUUUUAAAAAAAAUUUCUUCUCCCAAUUGUUGGAGGUAUGCUUCAAGGCCCACCCAUCUUGUCUCAUAUCUUCCCAAUUGUGCAUUUUGUACUUUUCUAAAAUCUUAUUAAUAAGGAGUUAAGUUGACCUUCUGGGUUUAUGUAAAUGUGUCUCUGUGAGUAAGAAAUGUAGAUUUAACAGGUAACCCCAUUCUAGUGUGCCUUCCUUUAUUCGAAAAGCCUUGACUUGUGUAUAUGCCUUUCUCUUUUGUAGCAAUCACAUUUUCGAUGAUUCUUUUUGAGGUCUACAGAUAAUGCUUUGUGAUAUUCAACCUGCUAAGCCCAGAGGUUGUGUUGUGACAGCUAGACUUCAGUAAUAAAAUAUGACUAAUAUAGAUCUAGGAUUUCAAUGUCAAUUGUGCCAGGAUAUAAAUGUCAUUAUUCUGGUGUUGGUGCUCUGCAGACCAGAUGUGGCCUUCUGUGGAUUUUGUAUGAAGAUUUUUUUGCCUUUCAUUGUUUUACUUAUUCAAUAAUAUCCAGCUCCCGUCUAAUGUGACCCUUUAACAUUGGUGAGACUGUAAAUUAUUUUUAUUAGCAUUUUCCUUGAAUGUCUGUAUCAAUACAAUCUAAAUGUUGAUCUGACUAUAAGAUAUAACAUAUAUUUACUGAAAAUGAUCCCUCUUAUUAGAGAGCACUAUUUCAUUUUCUGGGUUUUUUUUGUGUGUGUGCCGAAUGUACUCUGCAGAUCUUUAUUGAUUGAUUUCUCUGUUACUUUAACUGAUACAAUAGGUGCUGUUUACAAGGCAGUGUUUCGAAGAAAUGUUUAAAAAGUGAGGCAAUCAGUCAGAUCAUUUUGUUGGUUUCCAUGGUGAUUUCCCAAGUUUUAUAAAGUUAUCCUGCAAUUGCUCCUUAUAAAUUACCACAAUGUUGCUUGUUACCAUGGUAUGUUUGUUUGCAUGUGGGUAGCUAAAGGUUUCUCAAUCGUUGUUUCAUUCAAGAACACGUGUGGCUUUUGUUCAAUUUUACGGAUCAGUCUCUCCAAGCCUAUAAAUCUGCUCAUUAGGCCGUCUUCUGCCUGCAUUGGGGUCUUGUACCCUUACUGUAUAUUCAGAAUUAUUAAGCCAGUGUGAAUGAUACAUAUGAGCAGUGUCUGGUUUACCUUCUAAGAUUGUAUCCUCCUUUGCCUGUGGGUUGUUCGGCUUUUGUUCAGAUAAGUAGGCUUCAUUAGAAAAUCCUCCGUAUCCUUGCGAAAGAAGAGACUAACCUUAACUGACAUUCUGGUACGUUAUCCCAUGGCAUUGCUGUAUCAUGCUAAACUACAUUGAUCUGCCGCUACCCUUGUAAUGAGGUUAUUUUUCAAGUACUUUUUCAGUGUUUGUUGAAAGUGAGCCAAGUAUCUCAGGGUAGCCUGCAGUACUCUCCCAAUGUCGUUAUUUUCUUUUUUUAUUAUUUAUUUAUUUAUUAGAGGCGACGUUUAAAAUUUGUUGUUUAUACUUCAAUCUCACGAUUUCCAUGUAAUUCUUGCCUUGUUUGUGAGUGGGUUGUUAUGUUCUCGAUGGUGCUAUGACAAAUUUACUUCUAAAAUCCAUUUUCAUUGCAUUGAUUUUUUGUUUUCUCAAAAUGCUUUAAUUUUGCACCUCUGUGUACUCUCGUGGUGUAUGUAUACUAAUGAAAAGAAGUGGAAAAAAUAAAUAUAAAUUAAGAGUACAGGAUUUACUGGUUAUGGGUACAAAUGGUAAAACAGAUGUAUCUAUUCAUUUCUAUAUCUAUUGUAUUUGUUCUGGUGAGUAGAAUCAUUCCCUUCAGGCUUUUUGCCAUAAACCUUGUCUUCCAGGAGAAAAUGCAGUGUUUACAUUACAGGCUAGUGAUAACUACACUGGUCACUACUAAUAUGGCUGCUAGAGGUGCUUUCUGGGGUUGUGCUGCACAGUGACAUUCAGUGUAUCCACUCUCUGCCUGGAGAUACUGAACUUUCUUCAUAGAGAUGCAUUGAUUCAAAUUUAUUUCUGUGAUGGGAUGCUGUUUGGCUUGUUGUGGCUCUGCCCCUGAUCUGCCUCCUUGACUGUCUCAAUCAGCCCUAUGGGAAAGCAUCAAUAUUGGCUCUGAACAACACUUCUGAUUAUGUCAACCAAGCAGGUAGAUCAGAGGCAGCAGCUGCACAUUUGACCAAAAGUAAAAUUUUACUAUAUUGAGCGGGCCAGGGAGUCUAGAUGGUGUUUUUAACACUAUAGGGUCAGGAAUACAUGUCUGUGUUCCUUUAAAUUAGCAGCACUACUCAAGUAGAUUUUUUGUCUGUCAUUAUAGAGUCCUGUUUAAAUUUACUUUAUAUCCUCUGUGACCAUUGAUGGCUGCCAGCAGUCAAUGUUUGUGUUGAGACAGCGGAGGAGUGUUAGAGGGGAAACUAUGAUUGUGGUUUUUGUUAGUGGUUGUUUUUUUUUGUUUUGUUUUUUUUUCUGUUGAAUUAACUGCUUACAUGACAAAAUAGGAGCAAAAGUGCCCUCCCUUUCAAAUCUAACAUGGUCAGUCUUCAUGUGGCAACUGAAGCAGAGCAGCAGGCUCUUCCCCUCUCAAUUCCUAUUUUAACCUCAGAGUCCCUGUAUGAUGACUGUCCUUCACUAACCGUUUAUUGGAUUGUUCAUCUUUAAUUGGCUGUGUCAUGCAAAGUUUUUUUUUGGUGUAGCUAACAGCCAAUCACAGAGCAGCUAGAAGCAUAACACUUGCCAGUUACAGUAAUAUCGGAUAGACAAUGAAAGGAAUGUUAAGUUUGAGCCCCUUGAUAUCAUCCCUUCGUACCGCGAUGCUGAUGGGUAGAUCACCAGAUGCUGUAGUUAUAAAACAUUUGGGGAUCUACCUUUUGGGUAAUCUCUUUAGUACAAGAAAAUAUUCUUGGUGCACUGUUUAUUUAUUUUAUUUUAUUUUUUUCAACCCACGUGGUGCCUUCAACGCAUUUGAUCAGGUUGGUCAAAACCACUGUACAGCGCCAGGGGACUGUGGACAUAUCUUAUAUUGAUAUUUUUAUUUUGGUAUCUUUAGAAAAAUGUGCCCAAUGCCCCUUUGUCUUUAGGGUUUACUGUUCCUUUAAUAUUCAUAGCUUUGCUCGUGCUUCCAAAUAGAGCGUGGGUGUAUGAUCACAACCAUUUCAUUUCAAAAAGAACUGUCUCUGCAUUGCUGAUGUGUAACUUCGGGCAUCCUAGAAAAAUGACAUAUGGAAGAUUCAUUUGCAUUUUCCGCCUGUUUUUUGUGUUUAUUCUUUUCCAGCAGAUUAUUUUCUAAGUGCAUUGAGCUGGAGCUAUCAGAUCAACAGUUUUUUUGUUGUUGUUUUUUUUUGGCUUUAGAUGUCUCUCUCAAGUCAUUCUUAAACUCUUUGAAUGCAAUGAGUGUAAGCCAUGCUAAAAUAGAUACAGGGCAAUUCUCUAAAGUGAAAAUUCUGAUUUAAGACUGGAUUAACUGAACUGAAAGCACAACAGAGAAUUUUUCCAGUUUGGCUCUUUUGACCUUAAAGAGAUACUAUAGUGCCACAAAUACAAAUCUGUAUUCCUGGCACCAUCGCUCACCCUGCCUCCCAACUCCCUUGCGCCCUCUCCCCACCCAGGUGAAUAAAGUGUUUAAAACCCAUUUUAUUUACUUGCCUUAUCCCAGCGCCGAUGUCCCUUGGUGCUGAGUCGUGUCUCCGCCCCCUCCGACGUCCCGCAACGAGCUGGCACUAAUGCACGGUAAAUGCCGUGGGAAUUAGACCUCCCCAUAGGAAAGCACUUAUUCAAUGCUUUCCUAUGGGGAAAAAUCUGAUGCUGGGUGUCCUCAUACAGAGUGUGAGGAAGUCCAGCUAUGAUAAUAGACCAAAGGUCUGUUUCAAUCCAGGAAGUCCUCUAGUGGCUGUCUGGUAGACAGCCACUAGAAGCUGACUUAGUGCUGCAAUGUAAACCGUUUUUCUGGAAGUGCAGUGUUUAACAUUGCAGCACUAAGUGUAAAACGGACACUGCACCUAGACCACUUCAAUGAGCUGAAGUGGUCUGGGUGCCUACAUUGUCCCUUUAAAUUUGAAAAGUAAUUGCAGCAAGGUGACUGAAUCCCUGCCAUAGAUUCUAUUUAUGACUUGUUUCAUUCACACGGUGCUGCUGCAUUACAUAUCUGAUAAAUGCACAGCACACCUAGUAAAGACAAUGAAUAGCCCCAUGAUUGUCUGUGAAAAUUCUCAGCCAUUUCUUUCAGAUCUUCAGCAAAUUCAGAGUUGUCAUUGCUAAUUUUAUCAAUAAUUGGUCAAUCCUGGCAUAUCUGUAUGUUUAAUGUAACUGUGUAGAUUUGCAUUCUCCCCUCCCCCCCUUUUUCUUUUUAACUGUGCCUGUGUGUUUUUAUAAUAAACCUUUCUAAUUAAUACCAAACCGAUUCUGAUUUGUGUUGCCUAUGGUGACCGUGCAUGUGGAAUGAUCUGGAUUGAAAGAAGUCAUUUGAAGUGCUUGAUAAUUUGCUGCGUAUCUGUAUGCUGGUCAUUUACUGUAGGCUAUUUCCCCAUACGCAUAAGACAUAUGUGAAGAACUUAAACUUCCUCCAAAAUACCAAGAAAUGUUGUUGUCUGUUGAGGUUUGUUUCAUAAACCGUGAGUUUUCAUGAACUAGGUUAAAAAAAAAUUUUAUAUUUCCAAAUUUACAUAUGGAGUAACUGUACAGGAAAAAUCUGUAACCCUGGCAUAUGCCCAAAAUGGAAACCUCAGUUUUUGAUUUCAUAUAAAGUAGAUAAAUGUUUUGAUCAUUGACUUUUGAGAUCUAACUUCCUCUCUCAUUUAUUGUCUUCGCUCAUAAAUAUAUGUAUACAUUUAAAAAAUAUUUUUUUUAAAUGAACACUCUUUGCACCAGAACCGCUUCAUUGGAAUGAAGUUAUGGUUCCAGGAGGUCUUCACGACUUGUUUAGGCUUCUAUACAGUGCUGUUUAGCUCUUUCCCCCUGUCAUUUCACAUAGCUAAUUGGCUGAGAGUGAUCAACUGACUCUGUCACCCAUUGAGUUAGCUCUUUUGAGCCUUUGACAGAGCUUCUGGCAGAGAGGUGGGGACUGUGCCUGGUGGACCUCUGGCAAGAAGUCAAACAGUUAUAAAACAGUAUGGCUACUUCCAGUAGGGGGUGGCAGGGCAUUUGUUACACCAUAACCACUUUACAAGAGUGCCCAGUCUACUUAUAGAAGCAGAGCUGCUAAAGUAACCAGUUUAUUGUGUGUAGUAGUCUGCGGCCAGAUGAUGUACCUGUUCCGACCAUUGGGGUUGCAUUGAAAUUGCAUGGUGAAGAUUUUAAAACAUUGCAUUGAUCAGUGGCUGUAGACAAGAAAACUAAAAUAGUAAAAAUUUUGUUUGUCAAACGUCAUUUUGCCUUAAAUAUUCCUGCACUGAAACGGUAAAUAAAGCUGUACUACCCUCUGUGCUUAUCUAUAAUGUGAAUCCUAUUAAUUCCCAUCAGAGAUGAGCCAUUUGUAAGAGAGAAAAACUGUGAAAUCUCGUUUGUUCCCUUCUCAUAUAAGAAUUUGUGUCACACAGUGAGGGUGCAUUUAAUGAGCAGAAGCAAAGUAUGUAGGAUGAAAAAGGGUCAGGCAUUUUAAGAUGACAACUGAUAUGAGAAUAGGAGAAACAAAGGAAUAGAUGUUGUAUGGGUGUCAAGUCGUUAUCAUAGUGAACCAACAUCGAGCAUAUUGGCACCUGUGUUUAAUAGUUAAUACUCCAUAAAUGUGCAGUAGUUGAAAUCCUGAAUUGUAACCUCAUGCCAAGUAUGAUCAAUGACGUCUUGGUUAACAAUACAUCAAUCCGUCAAUGUGUAAGACCUCUAAACGCAUCUUAGAAUGAAAAAUCAUUAAUUAAAGGGACGCUAUUGUCACCAGAAGAACUACAGCUUAAUGUUGUUGUUCUGGUAAAUCUAGCGUGUCACUGCAUGCAUUUUUCUUGUGUGUGUGGAAAUACUAGCCUUUUCAGAGAAAAGGCACUGUUUACAUUACCGCCUAGAAACACCUCUAGGGGCAGUCACUCAGACAGGCACUAGAGGUGCUUCCUGUGUCAUGUGCAGCAUUGACAUUCAGAGUCUCUGCUUUACUUUCCCCUUAUAUAGACGCAUUAAUUCACUGCAUUUAUAUGAGGACAUCCUGAUUGGUUAGUGCUAUGUUUGGCUCUGCAAAAUCUGCAAAAUUCUGAUGAUCCCAUCCAAGGAGGCGGGUCAGGUGUGCUGGAAAUAAUAGUGUUUUUAAAACUAUAGGGUCGGGAAUACAUGUUUGUAUUCCUGACCCUAUACUGUCCCUUUAAGCUGCAGAAUUAACAUCAAUCCAAUGUUUGUUUAUUGACAAGUACUGAUCUGGUGACAUGCAAAAAAAACGCCUGGUACAGGAGGGAUACUGCCGUUUUUUCAUUUCAGGAAAUUAGAUCAGAACUGAGUAAACAAAGAUACAUGAAAGACAAAGGAAAGCAAAAAUGAGCUAAUCUUAGAAAACUCUAGGAAAUAAACAAAGAAGGGAGGGGGUGGGGGGAUUACUUUAAAGGAAUAAAAUAGAUUAUUCACUGUACAGGAAAAGGUAGUAAUUCCCUAAAGAUGAUCGAAACAUUCUUUGUUUUCUUAUUUUUGCUGUGCAUACGCAUGUUAGAGACAAGCUUGAGUUACCCAAUAGCAAUAAUCAGGCAUUACUUAAUGCAUUACAUGUGCAGGACUUGAAAGGCAUGCACAAUUUUAUAAUAUAAGCAGGCAUAAUUUUCAUUUUUUUGCAUCCCUAAUUAUGUCACUAAUUUAUGUCAUAGCUUUUAAGUUCUAUAAGAUGCAUUGCAUUGGUGAUAGUGGCGAUUGCCAUGAAUGCUAUCUGUGUCCAGAUGACUUCAUAGGAUUGGAGAUAAGCGAUUGUUCCAGUUUAGGAAUAAAGGUUCGUAAUGGAGCUGUUGAGAAUAGUUUAUCUGGUGUAUGCACCAUGCAUGUGCCACUGGCAAGAUUUUAACUUAAUUACACACGGCUUUCCAAAAAACUUUAGCACAGUUUUUAGCUUGCUUUUAGUGAAUCAUAUGUUUGUGCUAAAAUUUAAAGGUGACUAAUAUCUAGGGUAAGCCGGCACAGAUGCUCACAGAAGAGACUGGCAUGCCUAUUGAACAGGUGAAUAUGGUAUGGAAAUAAGAAAGUGGCCAUUUGUAUAUGCAGGAGCUGCUGGCAAAACUGCCAAAGGAAAACAAAGGGUAAGUUAACAUAGACAUUGGUGUGAUUGGCAUGGAACCACAUGGGCAAGGCAGGCACAGAAAUACACUGAUAAAUGGCACAUGUACACAUAGUGGACACUGGCAUUGAUAUGCACAUGGAAUCAUGGCAUGAAAAUGCAUGUGAUCAGUUUUUAUAUUAACCCUCAAUAAUUAUUUUUAUUUCACUAUAUUAAAGUGAAUGCUUGAUCAGUCUUUAAUAUUUGUUUCUACCUCUAUUGGUGGCAUUUGUGCUGAUUCAAUGCAUUAUAGGACCAGUGCACAAAUAGGGCUGCUUUUAUUUUGCUGUCCGGCCAUGCAUACACUCCAGAGCAUGUGUGGUUGGGUAUUAAAUAAGGUCAGGACAAUCUUUUUGUGUUCUUGCUUUUAUCCGCUGGAUUAAUUGCAUAUCGAAUUUUUCUACAAAUAUUACUGUAGAUGCUCUGCCUUUACAACACAUGAUAAUAAUGGAAAUCCCUAUGUGAGCAAUUAACUUGUAAAAAUGAUACACUGCUCAAUAAAACAUUGCAAGGUCGGUUAUUGUAGAUGCAUUUUCACUAAAACUUGAUGGUGUUUUAUUGAAUUUCAAAAUUAAAUCCUCUUUUUAAUGAUUUUUGUUUUUCUGAAAAAAAAAACACUCUGUAGAGGCUGAUCUCUAUUUAUUUUGUAGAAUUUUUUUUUUUUUUUUAGCUAAUCACAAAUACUGAAAAGAAAUUUGUGUAUUAUUUGUACACAGGAAAAUAUUAAAAUACUGAAAUUUACGAACCCCUGAAUUUUUAGAAAUAUAUUUUAGAAUCUUUUUAUUUUAUUUUUUUAAUUCUAAAUUCUUGUGUGUAUGAAAUGCUUGAGGUGUUAUGCAAGUGUUCGAUGAUUUGCAGUGUUGCUGUGUUUGUGUCGGGAGGAAGAUGGACCUUGUGGAACCGUUGGCAUAAGUUGAUAUACAGUUUUUUCUUUAUUCUGGUUUGAUUUACUAUAAAGCAUUUGGAUACAUGUAAUAUCCAUAUUGUAUAUCAGAUGAUUUAAGUGUCUUUGCUGACACUGGCAGUAUUUGCACCUUUUGAACAUUUUGUAUAUACCAUUUUAUAAAUAAUCACACUUUGUUUAAUGACUACCUUCUGCUAGAUAUACACUUGACAUUUUUCACGGCUUGUCAUGUUUCCCGUUUCAUUUACGUUUAAUGCACAUUUUAUUAGCUAAAAUGGUUAACAAAUAUGGAAUCACAUCUCUAUAUGUAUAUGUUGCGACUAGGAGAGAUACAGUGUAGUGGUGUGCAUGAUGUGGUACACCAAUUCAGCUGGGAGGCAGUCAGACAGAUGUUUAGCAGUGUCAUGACCAUAAAGAGGGCAAAUCUGCUUAGAUUUUGAUUUAUUAUUAUUAUUAUUUAUGUGUAACUGUCUAAAUACGGACUUCCAAUUUAGGACAUAAUGUGUUUUAUAAUAUACAACUGUUCUUACUGACAUAUCUGGGUUGGCAAGCAUGAAAUUUGAGUUUCUUGUACCUUCCAUAUAUACAGCUCUGUACACUCUACCCCCUCAGUAUCAUAGCUGGCUUUCUCUAUAACCCCCCUUUAAUAUUUGCCAUCAAACCAUGUUUUACAUUAAGUAGUUUUUUUUUUUUUAGUUUUUUUUUUUUCUGUCAACCGAGCUGCUGAAUCCCCGUUUACUAUCCAUUCAUUGAGUAUGUAAUACAGCAUUUGUGGCAGCAUUUUCAGGCUCAUAAGAAUACCCCAGAGAAUAAAAUCACAAUUUAUCAGUCUGUGUUCUACAUCAAAACAUUGUAAAAUGAUUCCCAUGAGUCAGUUGGCCCCCCCUCAACCCUCAACUUUUUGGGUAGAUACAGCACAACAUAUCAUAACACAGCUCACAUACAUUUAAGCUAAUUUGAAAAGUAUUUUUUUUUUGUUUGUUUUUUUGUUUUUUAAUGCCAAGAACAUAUGUUGGACUGAAAGGGUAGAACCAAACACAGAGCGAAAUUACCUUGAUGCAAAAAUAACUUUAUCCUUGAAUGUGAUAUAUCUUAUAUAGAAAUGUCAAACCUGGGAAGCCUUGCUUCCUCUUUAUUUGAGAUUUUAAACACCAAUGUAACUGUUUGUCCCAGCAGCUAGCUUUAUUUAGUGCUGUCCUCGUGAAUUUCAUAAUAAUGAAUUUCAGUCAAACAGCAAUAAUUGAGUUUGUGUAUAAAUUCAUUGAUGAUAUUGGCACUUUGCAUACCUUACAAACUGCUGUUUCUAUGACACUAAUUAACACUUCAAGCUGCUAGGUGAUGUAGACUUGUCACCAUAUCUCACAAUUUUCCCCAUCUCUCAAUCAAGUAGUUAUACAUGCAGAACAUCAUUCAGAAAAUUAAUUUGAGUGUUUUUGUUAACAAAACAACUUACUGGUGUAUGUAUUUUGGAAGUGAGCAAGCUAAGAAUAUGUUCAACCCUUGGGUCGCAGGUUCAAAUCCUGGCAGGGUUGGCUCAGCCCUUCAUCCUUCUGAGGUAGAUAAAAUGAGUACCAUUAAAUUGGGUAAUAUGAACUUCCCCAGGAUGUUGGGCUAAGGUAACACCCCCAGGAUGUACUUGAAGACCAGAGUAAUCGGAAUGUACUUUUCCUGGUUAAAUACAUGAUGAUGAUGAUGAUGAUUAUUAUUACGUGAAGGUGAAGUGGAUGCCUAAUAUCUAUAAUGCCAUUACAGACUGUAUAACAUUAAAUACUAACUGCAAACAUCAUUUGUAAUUGACAUGUAUGCAGUAACACAUAUCCUCUUGUAAUGUAUAUUAUAAAUUGUGCAUUCAGUCUCUUUUGUGGUAGGUUUAAGAUCUGUCUUCAUACACUACAUAUAUUUGUGUGAUUCUGGUGUUUCAUUUAAAAUUAAUCAGUGAUCAUUUUGUGCAUUGUUUUGUGGUAAGCUGUAAUUGCCACAGUUUGUACAACCUAAAAGAAAACCUUCGUAAUACCUGCGUGCAGGAUCCACAUACGUCAAUUCCAUAGCUAUUUUUUUUGCUUUUUGUCAUUGAAGCACUAUCAAGCAUUAGCCCCAUUCAGCGUCAUCCUAUGAUAACCCUAAACAUGCUAAUCCUAAACCUUUCGAGAAGUAAAGGAAAAAUGCCGUACUAGAGGCUAUCUGCUUGAUAUCCACUGGAGGAGUGUUUUCUGUAAAAUGUAAUCAAUGUGUUUCUCAGAAACACUGGUCAGUGAAGAGGCAGCCUCUAUGCACCAAAAUUACUACAAUAAGAUCUAGUGGUUCUGGUGCUUAAAGUGUUUCUUUAAAUAUUGAUUUAACAAAUGUAUAAAUAAUUUUAAAAAAAUUAAAAAAUUCAUGUAAUACUUUUUCAUUGAAUAUUGUGAAAUAGGUGUAAAUAGGCCGUCAGUGUGCUGGUACUUCAAUAUGAUGUCUCUGUUUUAUGUAGGUCCCAAUGGGAGCAGAAUAAGAACAUACAUGAAGGUGGGCCAUACACCAUGUCAUCAUGCGUGUCCAAGAGGGCUUCUUCUGAGAGGUCCAUCCUACAAGAUGACAAUGACCAUUCAAACCAGCCUCACAUCGUUUGCAACUUCUCAACUCUGAGCAUCGACCUAGGCAUGGAAUCCGUUAUCGUGGUCACAGAAUAUGAUCCUUAUAUUUCAGAUAUUGAGCAUGGGCAUAAUGGAGAGCCGGUUAGUGAAGGUGUGGAACCCAAGGAGACCGGCAAAGAUGAGCCUGAUUUUCAUAGACUUACUGAAAGUGGAUGUAUACUGGAGGACCUCAAAGGGCUUCCAAAUGAUAUCAAAGAUCCCAGGGCCAAACUCAAUAUGACAAAUAGGAAGCUAUCCCUCCAAGAACGUUCUUCAUCUGUACAAUCUCCAAGCAACCUAGAUAUGAAUGGACAGUACAUUUAUCCAUCUCUCCCCUAUUCUCCGGUAACCUCACCACAGUCUUCUCCACGCUUGCCACGGAGACCAACAGUAGAGUCUAACCGUGUCUCUAUUACGGGUUUUCAGGUAAUGUUAAAUUCCUUCCUUUUAAUGUAUAUUCUGUCUCUAGAAAUGUCUUGUUGCUCUUCCUUCCAGAGAAAGUUAAAUCUUCCAAGAACAAUUUUAAAGCGUUCCUACCAAAAUAGGCAUAACUAGUUUCUCUUCUGCUGAAUUCAGUUACACAUGGAAGUCUAAAGAUCUGGGAUAUUUAGUAUCAUUGCUCGCAUGCUGACAUCUGAGCAUACGUGAAUUCAGCCUGCUGAUCUUUCUCCCAAGCAUAAAUACAAAGUAAGGACACCGCUAAGAAAAUAGCUGGCGUAAGCCCAUCAAUUAUAUCUGCAAACCAAUACUUUGUCAGUGCUGUAUUUUGGUAGACUGUAUAGUCAAUGCUCAGUACAUCGAAAAGCGGCCCAUGUAUACUUCUUUGUGCGAGAUAUAAAGCCUGGACCAAUUAUAUGCAGCUGUGGGUGGUUAUAAAGAAUCCUAUUAAAAAUAGCUCUGUGCUAAUAUAAAUUCUGAUGGCUCUAAAAAUAGCUCUGGACGGAUCUAGAGACUGAUCACAUGUACUGCUCCAUGUUGAUCUGAAAUGAAGCUACCCAUAUUGUUCAACUAAUGCAAUCAGUGCAUUAAUUUAAAUUAAUAAUGACUUUGUAAGGACAGUGUGUUGCACAGUUCACCCAGUGUUUGGUCUGCUCCUUUUCAUGCCUUGUUAGAGAAGUUGAAGGGGCAAAAAGUAUCUUUACUAGGAAAACCACUAUUGCAUAAAUGUUAAGUGAAAGUUUUUGGACUCUUAUCGGCCAUGAUACAUGGUCAUGUGUAUUUUUUAAUUUAGAAGUAAAUUAUUAAAUCACAACAUGAUUUGUUCAGAUGAUUUUAUAAUCUAAUACUGACUAAACAGAAUUAAGACAAGCUUUUUUUUUUUUUUUUUUAAUUUGGGAUACUUACAUCUUGCUGAGCAGCAUUUGUUAUUUUGUCCUACAGAAUACAUUUUCUUUAAUCAUUCCUCAAAGUAACACUAUUGCUUUAGAAAUAGAAAUGUGUAUUUCUACUAGAGUGUCUUAGUGACCAUUUAGGGGACAGUCCCCCCUACCCUCAAGGGUUGAAAAAGUAGUUUAUUGAAAAAAAAAUUUCCCACGUCGCGCUACUCUCUCUGUGGUCACUCCAUCUCCUUGGCUGAAAUCAUCGAUAUUUUAUAACAGCCAAUCCAAUGCUUUCCCUUAGUAAAUCAUUGGGAGGCUAUGGCACACAAGUGCUGCAGUGUGCCAAUCAAAUGGUCUCUUUGAGACCAUCUGAUUGAAAUAGCCGUGUUUCACUUGACUAUUUUGGCAGAUGCACCACUAGUGGCUGCAUCGCUGCAGAACGGCAAUGUUUUCACUUACAGAGUUAAAAUUCCUGAGGCAUGGCAUCCAGACCAAUUCAUUGAGAUUAAGUGUUAAAGGACCACUAUAGUGCCAGGAAAACAUACUCGUUUUCCUGGCACUAUAGUGCCCUGAGGGUGCCUCCACCCUCAGGGACCCCUCCUGCCCGGCUCUGGAAGGGGGAAAGGGGUUAAAACUUUUUCCUAUGGACGCUGGCGUGCUCUCACUGUGAAAAUCACAGUGAGAAGCACGCAAGCGCCUCUAGCGGCUGUCAAUGAGACAGCCACUAGAGGGAAUGGGGGAAGGCGUAACCCAUUCAUAAACAUAGCAGUUUCUCUAAAACUGCUAUGUUUAUGAAAAAAUGGGUUAAACCUAGCUGGACCUGGCACCCAGACCACUUCAUUAAGCUGAAGUGGUCUGGGUGCCUAGAGUGGCCCUUUAACCCUUUAAAGUGUUUGUGUGUGUGUGUGUGUGUGUGUGUGUGUGUGUAUUAAUAUACAGGUUGGUUAUAUUAUGAAAACAAAACAAUAAUGCAGCCUUUCUUGGAUUUUUUUUUCUGCUCUUAUAGUGAAAAAAAUAUUUAAACUGAUGUCUGUUUAUACAUGUGUUAUAUCUAUAUCUCUUUCUUUCCAUGCUGUGCCUGACAUGUACAGCUGUGAUUGCUUUAACUUCUCUGCCUAAUAGAGGUAUCUGUAUUAUACCUGUGCUGGAUGCAGUGUUAAUUGCCACUCUGAGUCUGCAAUCUCUACAACAGUGUCCCUUACCAUGAAUCUUACCAUGGUCAUUCGAUGUUAGACCCAUAGGAUAAUGACAUUUCUUUUUUUUCUUUUUUCAGGACUGUGUCCAGCUUAACCAGUACAGGCUGAAAGAUGAAAUUGGAAAGGUAAAUUUAAGCUCUUGAUAUCUCUUUAAUCUGCUGUAUUAAUUUAGGUUUUAUAUUUAGAGUGUUUAAGCAUUGUGAAAAGCAAGCUAUCCACUAACACUUGGCUGACCAUUCAAACAACUAACACAAGGCUUUGGACUCAAUUUAAUUCUAUUGGCUGAAAAUAGUAGAUAAUUAUCCAUUUUAAUUUUUUUCCUCCCAAUUCUAGUGCCAGACAAAAUUCAAGCAGCCAGAUCGAUAAAUGAGUCACAUUUACCUGCCUUUUUAAUGACUUCCUGCUCAGUUGCUAAUCAAGUACAGUGGGGAGCUGGCACAUGUCCCCACCCAUGAGCAGCGAUUGGGACAAUUAAAGGGGUGAACCUAAUAUCCACCUGCUCUCCAAAUCCCACCAAAAAUACUGCUUAUCACCUCACCCUAAUAAAAGUGUGGGGCCCCAAUUAAUCUAAAAUCCUGUAAAUAAAUAAAUAAAAUAUUUGCUAUCAGACAUCAUCAUUUUUUUUUUUUCUUUCAGUCCCAUAACUGGUUAAAUAAAAUUAAUUUAUUCACUGCUGUUGUUUCUAUUGACAAUUGAAAAACUGUGUUCUCCCAAGGAGAAUGAGCUUGCAAGGUGGGAAAGUUCUUUAUAAGACUUCCCAUGCUUUGCAAGCUUAAAGUGCUGUGAUUGUUUGGCUUGUAGGCUUACAGAUAAACAUGAUUAGCUAAUUAACCCCUUAAGGACACCGCUUCAAAUGCUUGUUUUACUCUUAAGGACACAAACCAUUUUUGCAUGUUUUGCUGUUUUGUGUUCAAACGCAAUUUGCAUCUCUGUCAUUUAUUGCACCAACACAUAUUAUAUACUGUUUUUUAGAGGGCAAACAGGGAUUUAAUUUUCACAUAUGCAUAGAUAAAUUCUCAUUAAUUAUAAAAAAAAAAAAUGCCAAAGAAUGAGGGAAAAAACUGUUUUGGCAAUAAUAGCCUGUGCAUAAUAUGUCCAGCUUAGAAAAAGUAAUUCAAAAUAAAUUUAUUUAUGUGUCUUGAUUUAUAGAGUACGUAAUAUGUAUAGGAUUUCAGCUUAUUUUGAAAGUUACAGGUCACAAAAUACAAGGACUAAAAUAUUUUUAUUUUUUUUUGUCUGAAAAGGCAGUGUUUACAUGAAAAUGCCUGAAGGGAGCUAUUAUACUCACCAGAACAACUACAUUAAGCUGUAGUGGUGACUAGUGUCCCUUUAAUGCUGGCCAUGAUCCAAAGGUGUCCGAAAGCACAGUGCAUAGCGUAUGGGACUGCGUAGCUGUAGACUGGUUAGAAUGCCCAUGAUGAUGACCCCUGUCCAUCACCAAAAACACCUUUUAAUGGGGAGUUGAUUCAGAACUUGACUAUGGAAUGUUGCCAGGUCUGAUGAAUAAUUUUCUUGUAUCCGGUAGUUGUUCAGGUGUGUGUCAUUUAUCUGGAGAAGAGAUGGCAGCAGAAUGCACUAUGAGAAGAAAGCACUGUGAUUUGUCAGGGUUCUCACCUUGACAUCCAGACUUUGCGGUCCUGGGCCUGCAUUCUAUCUUUGAGCCACAACAGCUUUGUUUAUUUUGAGCUAUUCCAGUCCUGUUAAUCCUGGCUUGUCUGCAGCACUGGGGGCUGGACUUUGACUGCUGCUGUGCUUCACCUGACCCUGAUCAGAAAUCAGCAGGGUAUAUAAACACAGCCUCGCCCUGUGAACUUUGUCAAGUCUUUGAUCAUUUUAUGUGCGUUCCGUUCUUGUGUUCCAGUCUCUUGAUCUACAUAUUCAUACUUCCGGCUUCUGACUUCGUUAAUCCUGACCUCUGGCAUUCUUUGACUUCGGCUACCCCUUGACUAUCCUGCUGUUCGUGUCCUUGCCUGUACUGCGACUUGGUGCUUUUUCCUGCACAGCCCACGUGCACAGAUUCACAGUCCAGGUGGUUUCCUAUCUGCUCACUUUGGUCUGUGUCUGUUUGGUUUGAGGAACAUGACAAACCGUUCAAGGUGUUGCCUUGGCCUCAAAAUCCCCAGAUCUCAAUCUGAUUAAGGGUGUGCUGGAAUAAAUCCGAUCCAUGGAGGCACCACCUUGCAGCUUGCUGGACUUAAAUGUUCUGCUGCUUAUGUGUUUGUGCCAGAUGCAACAAAACCCAUUCAGAGGUCUUGUAGAGUCCAUGCCUCGACAGAUCGGAACUGUUUUGGCAGCACAAGGGGGGGCCUACACUAUAUUGGGUAUUGUAUUACUUGCUGUGCACAUGUAAAGCGGUGUAAUAUGCAGAUUUAAUAUGAUUCAGGAGGGCAAUCAAUUCAUGGAUGCAUUUCUUGUUAUUUGAUUUCCUUUCUGCAGCAUCUGGAUUUCGUGACUGCUCUUUAUAUAAACAAGUGAUGACUGCAAGGAAAUAUGUUUGGGUUUGUCAUCUUUUCCUCCCACGUGGCUGGGUAUGGUUGAAAUCAUUGCAAUGUGGCAAAAUCGAGAAAUCCUGAGCAAAUUUGUCCCUAAUAUAUUUCUAUAUUUAUGGCUAGAUUGUCAGUAGUAAAAUAUACGAUAUUGUGCCAAUUUGUAACAGAUUUUGAGUUUUAGCAAUGAUUUUUGAUACCUUUUGUUCACAGUCCUAUGUCUCCUUAACAAGAUUCUUCACAGUGAGUUAAACAAAUACUAAUGAAAUUAGCUCUCCAAGUGCCAUGACUACCAUGGCUGUAAUGGGUAUGGUUCCAGAAAGGCCCCAGUGUAUUUGUCAAACCAUGAAUACCUUACUUCCUGGAUUCUCUUUUUGGAGUAUCUGUUUAGCUCUUCUAGGCUAAGCAUGGCCAUGUAGGCUUGCACUCAUUUGCUGAAUAUAGAAAUUUAUCUUCUCAUGCAUGGCUUAUAAUGCAUAGUCUUCUGAGAUGGCUAGAUACUCUGAAUUUUAUUAAAGGACACAGAGGCUCAUAUUAUGCUUUAUCUCUUUGCUGCUGAGGAUUAAAGAAAGAAGGGAUACUGUAAAUAUUUAAAGAAAAAAUAUGACAUGUACCCUAAAGGUCUAACCAUCAUACAACAUAUUAACCAAUAGGAAUGCUCCUUGCUCUAUAAUAUCCCAUGUGAUCUUAAACCCCUCCUCAUUCUUUGCUGCUGCCUGCUCAGCUAAGUACCACUCCAAUUUACUCUGUUUUGAUUUUAUUAUUUCUAUAAUAUAUCACUGCUUUGGUGUAUAUUUAGUCAGUGUAUACAUUGAUUUUUGUACAAUUUUUUUUUAUUCCUACUGUUUGUGUGGUCUGAGAGCACUGCUCCCUCACUUCAGCUCCCUCCUCUCCUCAGCCCCCCCACCCCUCUGCUUCCCGAUCAGUUUGUUUAUUUCCCGACCUGUUUCUUCUGUCUGCACCGAUCCUACAACCCCUCUCACUGCUAGUUACUGCGGUCGCGGCCUCGUGUAUGGCUGGUGCUGCUCGCGCAUGCCCACAUUGAAAGUGUGCAUCGUGGCGGCCAGCUUGCGAUUGGCAAUUUUGCCGCGCUUUCUUCCAUGGCCAAUACCACUCGUCUGACUGAAGCAGCCUCCCAGUGUUCACCAGGAGCCAAUCAUGAGGGAACACUUGGUGAGCUUGCAUUUUUUUUGGUCAGUGUGCCUAAUUUAUAUACAGCUGAUUCGGUCACUCCCUAUAUUCAGUUCCUCUGCCUCUCUAGGGCUCUGUCCAUUACUGUGGGUGUGAUUUUUUUUUUUUUUCCUACCAUAUCCUUAGGAUAUAUAUUAUCCUCGCAUACACUAUUGUAUUUACUGUAUCAUAUUGUCCCACAAGGAGUUGGAAGUUUCUGCCGCCGGUUCUUCCACUGGGGUCACUAAAACCCCUGUGCCCCUUGUGGUGACCAGACCACCCACGCCAGCCAUGCUGGAUGAAGCAUCACAGGAGCAAAUGAAUUCUGAGGAAUUUCAUUCUCUCCUGAAUGCUACAAUGGCGAAAUCAGUAACAAAAGCCAUCUUUUGGGCUAUGGGGACCAUGUCUGAUAGCCUGCCCCACUUUAUCACACAAGCCUUAAUGUCCACCCAGAGACCACCUACUUUCAUUUCCCCUGUGCCCCCAGAGAAUAAACUGUCACUUGGAGGAGGAUGCCUCUAAAACUUGUCAGACAGGCAGGGUACAUCCUGUCACAGAGGAUGUGGUUGCACCACAACAAAGAGCCAUCCACCGGGCAAAAUCGGUGAGAAACUGGAAGGGGCAAAAGCCCUAAUUGUCUUCUGAAUUGGAGUCGGAACAAGAGGAGGCACUGAGCGAGUCCGAUGAUGAGGACGCUUACAAUUCAGGCGCAUAUUUACCUAACCAUGGCUCCUUGUCAGGGCCUGGGGUUGACUCUAAGGUCGGGGUGGAUGACUCCACCAUUCUUGACCCUCAGGGUAACCCUUUCUUUGAUCCGAAUAACCUGCAGCAUCCGAGAUCUUCAGAGUGGUGCCCAUUGGAUCAUGUGGCGAAAUACAUUGCCGCCUGCAUUAGAAAGUCGCUUGACAAAGUCGGAAGGAAUAAGCAGAAUGCCCAUGGCCCACUCUUCCCGAUCGGCAUGCACCACGCCGGGCGUGGACCCAAAAAUCGCCCAAUUUUUCUAUAAAAGUGGGUGGAAGGCAAAAAGGGGCCUGGAUUUUUCCUUGCGGACCAACCAGGAUAAAAUCCUGGAUGUCUUGGGGCCAAGGGCGAAGAUUUGCGGUUGAGACAGCCUUAGCGGGUGGACCCGCAGACUUGUUAGCCAUCAGGGGGUGGAUCCAACGAUCUGUCUGUUUGUUACGGCAUUAGCUACUGAGAGGCGCAAGGCAAUACUCAUAAAAAUUGAGCCUAAGUUAGUGAAUCUAGCUAUUUCAGGACCACAGGCAAAAGGCCUCCUAUUUGGGGACAGUUUUGUGAAGGAAUUAGGCACAUACGUAGGGACCUUCACGGCACUUGAUAAAGCGCAAGCCAAUAUGAAACGGGUGUUCUCCCAGAGAGUUUUUGGCAGGGCCGGCAGAUAUCCGCCGUUCCUCCCGGGGUUCAAAACAGGGUACCUGAAGCUAAACUCACUCUAGGUUUCAAGCACCUGAACCCAAAUCCAACUCACCGUUUUUCCCGGUUCCAGGCAGACCUCGCGGACCCAGAGGUUCUUCCUACGGCCUUUUGGUAAGUUCAAGUUCAUGCCAUUUCACUUCGCUAUCAGUAGGGGCCAGUGACUGGCAUCCAAGAAAUACAGUGACUGGCAUCCAAAGGUACAAUCUUGAAAAUUCAUCCUCAUACACCAGGUUUCCUGAGCAACCUUUUCCUAGUCCCCAAGAAAGGUGGGGGCGGUCGACCUGUCAUAAAUCUAUUACCACUGAACGCUUUUGUCGCAUACUGCCAUUUCAAAAUGGAGAGUAUUCACUCUCUUCAGGACCGUCUCCUGUUGGGAGAUUGGAUGGUCAAACUCGACCUACAGGAUCCAUACAUCACUGUCCCGAUGGCAUAAGACUCCCAACAAUUCCUGCAAUUUUGGUGGGAAAAGACCAUGUGGCGAUUCAAAUGCCUUCCAUUCAGCCUCUCUUCUGCCCCAUGGUGCUUCACAAAACUACUGAAACCAGUAGUGGCCCUUCUGUGCAACAGAGGAGUUUGCCUCAUAAUAUACUUGGACGAUAUCCUCAAAAUGGCGCAGGACCCUCACACGCUCCACGUACACUUCUCCUGGACGAUGGCUCUACUGAGCAAUCUUGGUUUUCAUCUCAAUUUGGAAAAGUCGGUCCCCAAACCUUCUUAAUCCAUAGAAUUCCUAGGAUUCACCAUAGAUUCACUCCUAUUACCACCCUCCAGAAAUCAAGGCCAUCAGGAAAGAAGUCCGCCAGACGUUGGCCCUUCCUGUCCUGACCGUGAGACAACUGGCCAGAAUUCUUCCUGCAUCGAUUCAAGCCAUAUUACAUAUACUACAGAGCUUAGAACUGCUGACAGGCUCAUUUUCCCUACAGAUCAUCUUGGGUGUAUCGACCAACUCUUACGGAUGGACACCGUAUCAGCGGUUCAUUACAUCAACCAUCUUGGGGGCACAAAGUCGACAAUUUUAGGAAACCUAGCGAAGGAAUUCUGUCAAUUCUGCCUGGAUCGCAAUAUUUCAGUACAGGCGGAAUACAUUCCGGGGAUGUCCAACAUAGCAGCGGAUUGGAAUUCCAGACACUUACGGAAUGCCAGCGAUUGGCGUCGAACCCUUCCGUUUCUCCCCGCCUAUCUCUUUGGGUCCCUCUGCAGAUCGUCUUUUUCGCAUCACGUUUGAACUCCCACCUACCAAAAAUAUUUCAUCUGGAGACCAGAUCCAGAGGCUCUGGCAUCAUAUGCCUUCCUACAACCAUGACUGAACACUCACCAGUACGCUUUUCCACCUUUCUCUCGCAUUGCCCGGACACUAUUACACCUCAGACGUCACCGGAUCUCCUUGAUCCUCAUAACCCUGUUCUGGACAGCUCAGCCUUGGUUCCCUACACUCAUGGAAAUGUCCAUAGACUACCCAAGAUUACUCCCUGUCUUCUCUGGCCUAUUGCCUGAUCCCAAUAGGAACCCACAUCCCCUUCUCCUCCAGGGACCUCUCAAACUAUUAGCAUGGCUCCUUUCCGGAAACUCUAUUUCGUCCCUAACGUUCCAAGAACAACUCUGGAACUCCUGUCGGGAUCUUGGGCACCAGGAAAAGGAAAUCCUAUCUCCAUGCCUGGAACUCGUGGAAUGGUUGGUGCAUGGUACAACACAUGGAUACCAUAUCUGCACCUGUGAUUCAGGUCCUGAGUUUCCUUACUUCACUGUUUUUAACACGGACUAGCAUACCGUGCGAUCAAUCUCUAGAAGUCAGCCAUAUCAGCAGGCCACAAGGGUUGGAACGGAUUUCCUGCAGGUAAACAUCUCUUGGUGUCGACUCCUUUGUGGCAUCAGAUUUGUACAUCCACCACUUCCUAAAUAUUCCUCCUUAUGGGAGGUGAGCCUUGGCCUUCGAUUCUUUGCCGUGGGUUGCUUGAGCGAAAGUUCUUCAUUAUGAGGCCAAUUCUCAAAGUUAGUUAUGUUGUUUUGUCUCAUCUCCUGUAAACGUGUCUCAGACGUUCAUGCACUGGACAUAACGGCACGUUCUUUUACUCCAGAUGGCGUUUCCUUUGACAUCUCAAGGCGUAUGAAAACAUCCAUUACCUCGGUCAUUUAUCCAGCCUUUCCACAUAAUGUUAACCUAUGUCCAGUGACAUGUCUCAAGGAAUAUGAGGAGAGGACCUCUUCGAUCCGUGAUCCUACAUAUGCUGAUUUGUUUCUAGCCCUUUGACGCCCAUAUCAACCUGUUUCUACAGUGACCUUAUCUCGUUGGGUCAAAGGGAUCAUGAAGUCGGCUGACAUUGACACUUCCAAGUAUGGAGCAAACUCUGUUAGAGGCGCUAUGGCAUCAAAAGCUUUCUCCUUAGGUUGCAGGUUAGAGCACCUCCUCCAUGCUGCUGAUUGGUCCCAGGAAUCUACUUUUCGGGAAUUCUAUUUUCAUCCAGUUCUUCAUUUUUCCACCAGGGUGGUUGCACAGCUUUGAACGAGCAUAAAAUGAGCCUCCGUGUCCUUUAAUAAAAUUACCAGAUUUUACUAAUUUCAUGAAGUAAAGUCAUGACUUUAUUAAGGACAAGUGGGCGAGUAUUAUCCCACCCGACACAGGUAUGUUACUCCCUACCAGGGGUAUAGGUAUAUAAUUUCACGAGAAGUAUACAGUCGUCAUGGUAAUGUGGUUAUUUACCUAAUUGAACUAUUUCUGUUGAUGUUAGCGUUGAAGAAUUGGAUAUAUUGCUCUUUCUAGAAGCACUGCGGAUAGGAUUUAAUAUCCAAGGACAUAUUUUAUCACUUAUUUCUUUGUCUUUACAGCCUCCUAAUUAGUUUUACAUUGGUCCCUCACAUUCUCGAACGGAUGUGUGCAAGUUUUAUUCGAAGUUCCAUUGUUGGAUUAUCCCAGAGUCUAUGUUCUUCACAUUUAGUUGGUCGUCUACUUCGGUCUUGUUGGAAUGUUCCUCGGCACCAGUUUGAAAGAGGAGUGGCUUAAGGUCACAUGGGACAUUAUAGAGCAUUCCUAUUGGUUAAUAUGUUGUAUGAUGGUUUACCCUGUAGGGUACAUGUUGUAUUUUUUUCUUUAAAUAUUUACAGUAUCCUUUCUUUGCUGCUGAGGAUUAAAUAAAGAGAUAAAGCAUAAAAUGAGCCUCCGUGUCCCUAAUAAAAUAAUAUAUGUAGGUGAUGGAAGUGUACUCAUUCCUUCGUCCUGGAAUUCAGGGUGCUUUAACGGAUAAGUCCCAGUACCAAAAGAACCAAACAUAGAUAAGGCCCUAAGGGGUCGAAACGUUGCUUUUUGGUUCCUUGUUCCAAUAAAAAAUUGCCUCUACUUUGGAAUUCAUUGGAGUGCCUUGAUUAUUUUCUAUAUUCAAAGUCUGUAAGGCCCUAAGGGGUCGAAAUGUUGCUUUUUGGUUCCUUGUUCCAAUACAAAUUGCCUCUUCUUUGGAGUGCCUGGAUUAUUUCCUAAUAAAAUAAUGACUUUACGUCAUGAAAUUAGUAAAAUCUGGUAAUUCUCAACGUUUGUUGUAGGUGCUCAUGUUCUGUUACUUUAAUGACUUCUGCAGAAAUACUUACAAUUGUGUUUUUAAGCCUAUCCAUGUUCUUUCAUUGCCAGUAUUAAAAAAACUGUGCAUAUCACAAUUUUGUUUUACGGAUCAGUACAAGCCAUUCAAAGAGACGACUCUUCUAUUUUCUCACUCUUCGUGUUUUGCGGCACUAGCCAGCCUUUUUGAGGAUUAGAGCUUUUCGUUUUCCAAACUUGUAUUUCACAAACCGAGAAUUGCACUUACUAUACUGAAUGUAACAAAUAGAUUCUUGACAAUGAAAAGAUUGAAACUUCAACAUUGCUAGUGCUUUUAUCUUGUGGUCUCCUCCUAGUGUCACCACUUCAAUGAAGAAACCUGAUUAGUCAUGAGAACUUUGCUUGUACUCACCCAUGAUUUGUCAUCUGGAGGAAUGCUAUCCCGUAGCUGGAAACUGGCCAGAUGUGAAAAGUCAUUUAUACAGAAAGGGGAGAAACCUAGACUAUCCAACAGCACUAGUCCCAUGGACUAACUGAAUAUUAUAUCUAAAUCAACACCAUUUUAUAUAUUAAGUAAUAAAUAGUAUAUACCAAUGCUUUAGAUUAGGCUUAUGCUUGCUAUACUUUUACGAAGUAUCUGAAAGGCUAUAUUGCAUUUGCCCUAGUUACAGGUCCACCAAGUAAACAUAACAGAAACUUCAUCAGUUAAAACAGGUACUAGACUUGUAAGAUCAAACUAGAAAAAGCAAACAAAAGGUAAAACUGCUGUCUAAGUUAAUUAGUAAAACAUUUUGCAGGAGAUGGCAAUAUAUCAUCCUAUUCCUAGGCAAGGGAAGGUGUAGUAAAUGGAUCUUUAAAAUCAUCAGACCCAAUUGAGUCCAGUUAUGCAUGCCCAUUGCACUCCCAGACCCCACAUCACCAGCUUCAAGCAAGUACCGGAACCAAUAAAAAUUGUUAUACAAGUACCGGAACCUGCACGCAACUUUUCCACCACACCAUGUGCGCACAGGGCAAAGUCCAGAGACACCCCCUUUAGCUCCAUGCCCAGGAAGGGAACGAUGGACUGAAGCACCGCUGGAUGACCGUUUGGUACCAGGUGAGUUGAACUGAGGUGCCAGCUCGUUGGUCAUAUGAUAUGAGAAAAGCCUCUCUCUGCCCUUGUUGUGUCUUCUCCGGUGAUGGAUUUGAUGUGGCAUGGUUAGCUGCAAUCUUGAGGUGCUCAAGAUGUUGUGUGUUUUCAGACUGGUGAGUGCCCAAAGUAAGUGUUCCUAGUAGAUAACUGUGAAUAUCUAAGUUGCUGGAGCCCGCCAGUCCAGAGGUGGUAAGAGGGCUCCGGUAGAUUUGUCAAUAAGAGCAGGGAAUUGGCCGCAUCCCCUCCCCUGCCUUGUCUGAUUUGAGCACGCCAUCAGCCAUUACUGGAUACCACUGUCCAAAAGAAGGGGAUGGUGUCCUCAGAACAGAAGAGAGAUGGGGGUAUCGUUUUCAGGCUAUAAGUAUAGAUUUUCAGCGUUUUUGGUGGGUUUUGUAAAGGAGUCCCUGUGAUAUGUGUCCAGCUUCGUCAACAGCCCAUUCCUGCCCUCAUUAAACAGAUCUGAAGGUUGAUAAACACAUACAGUACAAAUAAUAAUUAGAGCAGAAAUUUUUCUUGUUCAACUACAGUUCUCCCCACACCAAAAUAACUUUUCCAGUUCAUCUUAAUUAUGCAUUGUAAUUAUCACUCACUGUUAACGUGCAAAAAUCCCAUGGCCAUAUGUUUACAGAGAAAGCAGGAUAAUUGCUGAUCUGAAGGCUUCUGUACUGAAUACAAAAUGUCAGGUUCUUUCACAUUAUUAAAAAUUAAAAUCAGCACUCUCUUUAAUGGUGGCACCUGCAUUUCACAUACGUUGCUCAUUUUGUGAUGUACUGCUCCAUACACCCAUAUCGUACUUCAAUAGCAGCAGAGAUCUGCCUCCCUUGAAUCUAAAUGUGCAAGCAGUGACUGAAACCGUGAAUAUAUUCUUACAACAGGACUCUCAUUUGUGAAGUGGUGACAUGGAAGAUCGACCUUUAUAACCCCACUCUCUGACGUUCUCUACACACAGGGCUGAUGACACCUGCAGUUACUUGCUAAAUGGCUUAAACAGUGCAAUCUUCCACUUCAUGUAGAUCCAAUAUCUAGCACAUACCUAACUCAUUACAUGAUUAGGUUUGCUGCACAAAACUAUCAAUAGAUUUUAUUCUGGGGAAAAGAAAGGCAGCGGUAAACAUGCUAUGACGCAGGAUUCUUGUUUCCAAGAACACAGAUGUAAAAUGGAACAAAUAUUAUGCAAACCAGGACCUGUAUGAAAACAAAAGUUACUCAGCACCACUUAAAGCAAAUAAGAUGAUAACCGUGCAGGAAAUGGCCUGCCGUACCUUGCUAUCUGUCUCAUAUGGGAGAAACCAGUAAUAAAAUAAAAAUGUAUUUGUUCAAUGUGUUUAUACAUAAGGUGGAUCACUACCACGGAAAGGGUGUGAAUGCAUUGGACUUUGAAUGUGUGAACACAUUUUAGAGAAGCACUCCUGUUAUUUUUUGUAAUUUUUUUUUUUUUUUUUUUAAUGCAAACAAAAAAAUACUAUAAUAUAUAUUAAAAUUAAUUUAUACACGUGGGUCACUACUCCAGUUAUUUAUUUUACUUUAUAUAUGUGUGCAUCGCAAAUACUCAAAAUUUAUAAUAUCAACAUAAGCUCUGUACAAAUUUAAGGAGUGGCUCAAACAAAUCGCGUGACCCAUCAUUUUGAUGUUGAACCUAUCCAUACAAAUUGCUUAUUUGUCAGCAGACCACUUUUUGUGCCAUAGUUCUCCUGCAUGAUAGAGUACUUAGGGGGUAUAUUUACUAAACCCCAAACAGCAAAGAACUAUACUAAAAUUGGGUUUGUUCACCGACAAAUAAGGACAGACUUUCAGGCAUCUUUUGGUGUGUAUUAAUCAGGGUUCCUUACAAAAUACCAAAAUUCUCAAAGUAAUUGCACAUUUUACUCCAAAAUAAUCAAACCAGAGAAACUUCUCCAACUCUGCUAUUUAGGUCUCAAAGGUACAAUUCCCUGGUAGUUUACUCAGUUUUCAGGUUACUAAAUAAAUUUUUUUUUUUUUUUAUACUAUUCAAAACCAGGGAAAAGCCUCUGUAAAUGUUUUAAAAAAAUAAAUUUUUAUUUAUAUAUAAACAGGGGGGGAGGCUGCACUCACCUGAACAUGCAUUAAUGGGGUGCUGCUGGAGGCAAAAUUAUACAAUACACAAGAUCCAGCGCACUCACCUAUCCACUAAACCGCAACUUCAAUGUUGACAGAUUUUAUUAUAUAUAUAUAUUUUUUUUUUUUUUUUUAAACUCCUAAUCUAGGCAAAAAUAAUGGGAGUUUAGUUAAAUUAUAUGAUCAUACAUUGUGGCAGGCAUAUGCAAUGUAUGAUCAUAUAAUGUAACUAAACCCCCAUUAUUUUGCCUAGAAUAGGUGAUUAAAAAAAAUAAAAAAUAAAAUCUGUCAACAUUGAAAUUGCUGUUUAGUGGAUAGGUGAGUGCGCUGGAUCUUGUGUUAUAUAUUAUCUUUAUUCCACUUGUAUCACAGAUGCUAUAACAUUUUGUGAAUGUAUUAUCUAACUAAAAUUCAUUGAUAUUCUGUGAAACCUUAAUGUGUUUAAAUUGGUAAAUACUCUGCUCUAGUUUUGCUGAUGUGAUGUGCAUCUGAGUGUGUAACAGAAUUGUUUUUUAUCCAGGAAAUAGGUUUUCUCUGUAACCCACAUUCUGAUCCCGUCUGUAGAGUUUAGCCCUAAACACAAUGUAUAUUUAGUGUCUCUGUACCUUACAGGAUAAUUACCAGCUGUACACUCUGUUUCUGCAGGGCUCCUAUGGAGUGGUGAAACUUGCAUACAACGAAGAUGAUAACACGUACUAUGUAAGUAAGGAGUUAACACCUCCUGCCGACACAGGAUUAGUGCAAACAAAGUGCACUGGGUGGGUUUAACAGAAUAAUAUUCCUUUUUUAUUCCUUCAAAGAAGUACUGGCCUUUUGUUUGUGGAUGAGUAUGUCACUCAGUUCUGAUAAAACAUUUUAAUCAAUAGUCAGAUGCUUUUAAAUGCGCUAUUAUGAAAUGCCUGCCGUUAAUUUACACAUUAAUGAGCUUCAGUCCUUGAGAAUAAAUAGAAUGCAAAUGUCUUGCGUAUUGUUCAUAUCGUUGUGCUUCCUGCAUAUAAAAGUAUUCUUGAGGUUGACUAAUCCAUCUAGCCUGCCCCCAUCCCCUUAGAGGGAGGGGAGGUAACUUUUUUGUUUGUUUGUUUGUUUGUUUUUUUAUUUAUUUUUUAAUCAUUUUCUCCUCAAACGAGCUUCUGAAGCACCGUCUUGUGAUUGCGAUAUGGCGCUCCUUAACAUUUACAGGGUUAUUAAGUGAUAGUUCAGAGGUCACAGCAGUGAAACUUGAAAAUUUUCAGUCAGUAAGUAAGUAGGGCCGGACUGAGACCUAAAAGCAGCCCGGAACAAAUUCUACACCAGCUCAAUAAUGCAUAGCGCCAGCAUAGUUUGCUGAUCAAGAGGUGGAAAAGAUAACUUAAAAUGGAAAACUAUUACUCCAACGAAGGGAAGCACUCAUAGGGCUUUAAAAUAAACAAAAGAGCGGCUUUUUUAAAAGCAGACGUAUAUUUGCAUGUAAUCAACGUUUCAGUCCAACUACCUUGACAUAUUAAGAAAAGUUUGGAAAUGAGACUGCAAUGGUGAAGAUAUGUGGUUGCACAGCUGUAAAAAUGAAGUUAUUUGGUUUAUUUUGAAUUUCUAGGAGUGUGCGCUUCACUUCGAAUAUGUUAACAUGCUGGAGUAUGCACCAAGACUGAGCCAAUGCGUGCUUCUUACAUAUAUGUUAUAUAUUAAUGAGAUUUAUGUGUGUAUUAUGUAUAUACACUGCCUGGCCAAAAGUCACCACCUGGGUUUAAGCAAAUAGUUACUGCAUGGGCGAUUAUCUUUCAGCUGGCAACAAGUUAUUUAACCCCAACUGAUGCAAUGAGUAGCUGCUCAUUUCUGUUUGAGAAGGGUCAAAUCAUUGGCAUGCAUCAAGCAGAGAAAACAUCCAAGGAGAUUGCAGAAACUACUAAAAUUGGGUUAAGAACUGUCCAACGCAUUAUUAAAAACUAGAAGGAUAGUGGGGAACCAUCGUCUUUGAGGAAGAAAUGUGGUCGGAAAAAAAUCCUGAUUAAUCGUAAUCAGCGGUCACUUAAACGUUUGGUAAAAUGAAAUCGUAGAAAAGCAACAGUGGAACUCAGGGCCGCAGCCAAAUGUACAAGUUGUGAUCAAAACAAAACGUUAGCAAAACCUGGUAUUUGCGCCAUAUGUCUGUCCAACCGUAAUUCACCUCUUUCAUAUUAUGUGCACCCACACUUAUUCUAUAUCAUUUUGUUCAGGGGAAACAGGGCUUUCAUUUAACAUCAAAUAUUUAGGUAUGAAACAUAAUUUAAUAUGAAUAAAUAUAGAAAAAAGGGAGAAAAUAUAUUUUUUUAAUUUUCUUAGUUCUACGUGACAUUUUAACUGUGUCAAAAUACUGUUUGCUUUUACUGCAAUAAAAUACACAUAUUUGUAUUCAGCAACGUCUCACUUGUAAAACAGAUCCCCUAUGUACAGGUUUUAUGGUGUUUUGGGAAGUUACAGGGUCAAAUAUAGCGUGUUACAUUUUUUAUUUUUUUCACAUUGAAAUUUGCCAGAUUGGUUAUAUUGCCUUUGAGAGCGUAUGGUAGCCCAGGAAUAAGAAUUACCCCCAUGAUGGCAUACCAUUUGCAAAAGUAGACAACCCAAGGUAUUGCAAAUGGGGUAUGUCCAGUCUUUUUUAUAGUAGUCACUUGGUCACAAACACUGGCCAAAGUUAGUGUUAAUAUUUGAAAAUGCAACAAAACUAAUUUGAACAUCAAUUUUGGCCAGUGUUUGUGACUAAUUGACUACUAAAAAAGACUGAACAUACCCCAUUUGCAAUACCUUGGGUUGUCUACUAUUGCAAAUGGUAUGCCAUUAUGGGGGUAAUUUCCAGUUCUGGGCUACCAUACGGUCUCAAAGGCAACAUAACCAACCUGGCGAAUUUCAAUGUGAAAAAACUGAAACGCAAGCCUUAUAUUUGACUCUGUAACUUUUGAAAACACCUUUAAAACCUGUACAUGAGGGGUACUGUUAUACUCUGGAGACUUCGCUGAACACAAAUAUUAGUGUUUCAAAACCGUAAAACGUAUCACAACAAUUAUAUCGUCAGUGUAAGUGCCAUUUGUGUGUAACAAAUGCAAAAAAUGUCACUUCCACUGACGAUAUCGUCGUUGUAAUACAUUUUACUGUUUUAAAAAAACUAAUAUUUGUGUUCAGCGAAGUCUUCCGAGUAAAACAGUACCCCCAUGUAUAGUGCUAGCAAAUUAAAUUCCCUGAACUUUCGGCCUGGGUUGUCAGGCAGGUUCUGCAAAUUGUAAUUAAUAAAAUGACCUAACUAUGUAAAAAUAUUACGUAAAUAUAUACGUAGAAUUAUAUAUAUAUGUGUGUGUGUGUGUAUGUGUGUAUAUAUAUAUAUAUAUAUAUAUAUAUAUAUAAUAUGUAAUAUUUAAUUAUUUUUAUUUAUAUAUAGUGAUAUAUACUUAUGGAUAUAGAUAUUUUAUUCUAAAUGUAUUUUUAUAUCUAUAUAUAUAUAUAUAUAUAUAUAUAUAUUAAUUUUAAAAUACAGUUAUAACGAAAUUACACAUGUAUAUAUAUUUUUAAUUUAAAAAUAAUUUUUUUUAACGUAUUUACAUGUUUAUUUUUUUUAUAUAUAUAUAUAUAUAUAUAUAUAUAUAUAUAUAUACACACACUAGAAAAGCUACAAUUUCUGGGGAAAUUGUGUAAAGUGUUCUUGCCUACAACUGGAAUCGGUGGAGUAACUGUUAUUAUUUAUUUAUAUAGCAUAUUUAACCCCAUUCAGGACCGAGGACGGUUCAGGAACGUCAUCGGCAUUUUUGCAUUGCCGACCGGUGACGGUCCUGAACCGUCCUAACGGUCCAAUGUACUUACCCGAUCGCCAUCGUUCCCCCGGAGGCGAUCGGUGUUGCUCCCGUUGUGGGGAGACUGCCUGCAGCCCAGACAGUUUCCCCAUGGCGAAUUAGGACCCUUGGGUCCAUGUGAUCGCUCGACAGAGCGAUCACAUGGUCACAAUAGGUGUCCAUGUGUCUGCCUGCAGGGGGACUGCCUUUGCUGACAGAGAAUUUAAUAUAUAUCAUAUAUAAUGUCAUACUAAGUGUAUUUUUAUAUUAAUAUGUACAUAUAUUAAUAUAAAAAUACACUUAUAAUUAAAUUACACACGUGUAAUAAUAUAUAUAAUAACUAUAUAUAUAUUGUAUAUAAAUAUUAUUAUUAUAAAAUACAAAUAAGUAAUUACAAUUAAAUCAAAACAUGUAAAAAUAAUAAAUUAAAAAAUAUAUAUAUAUAUCUAAUCUAAAAUUUUAUUCUAACUGUAUUUUGAUAGUUUUAUAUAUAUAUAUAUAUAUAUAUAUAUAUAUAUAUAUUUAUAUCAAAAUACACUUUGAAUGAAAUUGUGUAUAUCUAUGUGUGUGUGUGUGUGUGUGUGUGUGUGUGUAUAUAUAUAUACAUAUAGAGAAAUAGUAGCAAAGAGAGCACUCCAAAGGACUUGUUGAAAAAAUUUUUUAUCGGUGUACAGAAAAAAUCGACGUUUCGACCCGCAGGUCUUUAUCAAGAUGCAUAACACAGUGAAGUGAUAACAUUUAUAGCAGUAAAUAAUUAGGGGGUAAUCACUUACCCUAAGAUAGGUGUGCAGCUACGGAACCAUGUGUACAUGCUGUGAAUAGAUGAAAAGUAGCGUGUGAGUUCCGUAACGGAGUGAUGACGUCAACCAAAUGCGACCAGGAAGAGGUGGUGAAAAGGCGUCCGGUUUCCAUAGAAACGAGUAAGUGAUCGUGUAUGGUGUGAAACAGUAAAAUAAACCAGAUAGAAAAGAUCUAUACAAGUAAGAGAGAGAGAAUAAUGGCCAUGGUAUAUCUUAAAACGGACAUAUAUUAAGUAUGAACAGAAAGUCCAGAGAAAAUAAACAUAUAGAAAGCGAUGAAGAAAAAAGUAUUAAGUAAAAAAGAUCAAACCAUAAAAAGAUAGUGAAAAAGAAAAAAAAGAGAUAGAAAGAAGGAAGAAAAUGGAAGAGAUAAAAAAGGAAAAGAAAACUACCGUGACAACUAAAGAAGUGGAGCAAUAACACUAUGUAUCAAAAUAGUGAAACCGUGAAACAGAGUAAAAAGAGAGAAAAUGAAACAUAUAGAAUAACGAAGAAAAUAAGGACCAUCGGUAAAUACAUAUAUUAGAAUAACCACAAACAUUGUGUAUACAUAUACAUUGUACUAUCAAUAUCCAGUAUGCAUAAUAAGUACACCAUGGAACUGCUAAUAAAAGCAGAAAAUCCCUUAUGCAGAAAAAUGACAAGAUUAAAUAAUUAGACCUUUAAAAAUGAGAACGAGAAGAUAGUAAGAAGCAGGACCAAAAAUUACACAGAUAAACAACAAAUCAAAUUAGCGUAUAUCUAAAAAUGGAUGGAAAGACAAAUAUUCAUUCAGGCCCUUGGGAUAUAAAGUGUCCAAUGCUUUAAUCCAGUAAACCUCCCGCUGAAGUAGAAUCUUAGAUCGAUCCCCCCCUCGGCUAAGAGGGGGAAUGUGAUCAAUAGCAAUAAAUUUAAGGGUGGGAAGCCGAUGAUUCGCCUCUAAGAAAUGUUUAGCCACCGGUUUAUCGGUCUUGCCAUCCCUAAAGGCGGUCAUAAUCCCCGAUCGGUGACCACGCAUUCUAUCCCGCAAUGUAAGAUCAGUCUUUCCCACAUAAUAAAGUCCGCAAGGACAAGAUAUUAAAUAAAUCACAUGAGUGGUAAGGCAAGUGAUGUGAUGUUUAAUAAGAUAACGUUUCCCUGAAUGUGGAUGAGCAAACAAAUUUUUUUCAACAAGUCCUUUGGAGUGCUCUCUUUGCUACUAUUUCUCUAUCUAUUUACGCUUUGCAGCACCGAGGCGUUUUUUGGGAUCAUCAUUUUUUAAAGGUAGAGUGCCGGAUUUUGUACAUAUUUAUAUAUUUUACAGUGUAUGGCGAUACACUUUCUGUGCACCUCCAUUUGAACUAUUUUAUAGUUCUUAUAAUGCCAUAUUCGUUUGGUUACUUGUACUCUGGAUAGGUGUUUCUCCAGACUCAACCUCUCUUUAAACAGGAUGGAAGAUUUUUUAUUAAGGGCUGGAGCCCUUUCUGAAACUGCAGAAACUUUGCAAUUAAAUGAACAAGAUGCAGAUAAAAUCUUGUGGCCUAACACUACUACAGAACUGGCACAUAUAGACUCUAUUAGAGACUUAUAUAAUGAUUUAACUAAAUUGAAGAGACGAGAGACAGACUUAGAUUUGCACGGUAUUUUUAUCUCUGAUUACUAUCGGGCUAAACGGAUCCCCAGAGGUUUUAGAGUCCGUAAUUCACCUACGAUUGGACGUCAAAAUCCAGAAUUUUGUAAAAAAUGGACUGGGAUUGCAAACAAAUGUUCAUUGGACUGGAUGCUGAUAGUAGUUGAGGAAGUGCGAAAUGAAUUAAUUUUUACUAAGGAAUCCAUUAAUAAGUUUGAAGUACUGCAUACUUCUAUUCUUACAGCUGCCACCUCUACCCAAUAUAUGGUCAAAUUACAGGAUGAAAUCACUAGAUAUAGAAAUGAUUUGAUUAGAUUUAAAAAACAAAAAUUAGAACGUGUUAAUCUUGAUUAUACCCACCACCAGGUUUACCAUUGGUUAUGUGGGGAGCGACGUAAACCUAAUUUUUCAAGAUAUAAACAGAAGGUUCGCAAACCUCAGUUCCUAUCGAUUGACACGAGUUCUGCCGACUCUACCUCGGAAACUGAAAGGGUGGGAGCAUCCCAAGACGUGCAAGAAUCAUUACCUGGACAUUCUACAAGACCACCUUUUUUCCCCCAAGAUCAACAUACCAACGACCCGCCGGGAUUCAACACAAGGAGAAGAAGAGAUCUAAGAGACCCACAAUCACUAGACGUGGGCAGAGGGGUAAAAAAUAUAGGUACUCGUCCCAAGCCAUCGAACAGGAGAAUUUGACUCCUAUUUUUAACUUAUCUUCAAAAAUAUUGAACUCUGAUCACAUCAAAGUACUUUCAAAAGGUCUUACAUUUGUUCCCACCCCUAAACCCGAUGUAUUCAAGACAGACAUUGAUUUAUAUAAAAUGGAAAGAACCCUUAAUCUACAAACAUUUAAAUCAGAUGUACAACAGCAUAUAAAACAUCAUUUUCGUUUGAAAAGUAUAUGGGAACCGAAAACCACACAUCCAUCUAUUAAAUCUUUUUCUUAUCUAGUUAAAAAUGAUGUCCGCCAAAUUUUGUCGGACUCCAAGUCCAUUUCACCAAAUUUAACAUCUAAGGAAUAUAAAGCUCUUAAGGAACUUGCAGACGAUUCUAAUAUAAUCAUCAGACCAGCGGGCAAAGGCGGGGCCAUAGUACUACAAGACUAUGAACCCUACCGAUUAGAGAUUCUUAGACAAUUGUCCGACAAUACGACAUACAAAAAAAUUGCCUUUGAUCCUACAAAUAACAUCAUGGAGAAAUUACAGUCAUUGGUUCAUAGAGGGGUCAGUGCUGGUUGGUUGGAUGAUCACAUGGCCAAGUAUUUGAUUGAUUUGUAUCCUAAAAUCCCUUUACUGUACACUUUGCCUAAGGUACACAAAGACCCCCUCAAUCCUCCUGGCCGACCUAUCGUCUCUGCCAAGCGUGGCAUUUUAGAACCGUUGGCUAAAUUUGUUGAUUAUCAUUGCAAGACACCUACCUUACUCAUACCAACAUGCCUCAAAGAUACACAGGACCUUCUUACUCACUUGAGACAAGUCUCUCUUCCGGAUGGACCCAUCACUUUAGCAACUGUAGAUGUAAAAAAUCUGUAUACUAUCAUACCGCACAAAGAUGGGUUAGAUGCUAUGAGACAAGUCUUAAUUCAUUCUGAUCAAUAUAAGGGGCCUCCCAUUGAAUAUCUUCUCGAAUGUUUGGAAUUUACUUUGAUUAAUAACUACUUCCGUUUUGAGAAAUUUUUCUAUCUCCAACAAACAGGCACGGCGAUGGGAUCGGCGAUAGCUCCUAAUUAUGCCAACAGCUAUAUGUUUUCGUAUGAACAACAACAUAUUUUAUCAAAAUACCAGGCCAAUCUCAUAUUAUAUUGUAGAUAUGUGGAUGAUAUCCUCAUGAUAUGGUCAGGUCCUGUUUCAUCUUUCGACACCAUGAUAGAAGAUCUUAAUCAGAUUAAUUCACCUGUACGUUUUAGCCAUUGUUGUGAUGCCAACAAGAUUGAAUUUCUUGAUGUCUUAAUAUAUCGGAUGCACAACUCAAUUGGCUAUACUCUAUACAGAAAGACUUCUGAUCGUAACACCUUAUUACACGCCACCAGUUUCCAUCCAGGUGCUCUUAAGAGAUCACUUCCUAUCUCACAAUUUCUUCGAGUACUGAGAAACAACUCAGACCCAGAUAACACCAAGGCACAGAUUAUUGUGAUGCAACAAGCCUUUCGAGAUCGAGGGUAUUCGAAGUAUACACUUAAGCGAUCGUUGGACAGAGCCUACGAUAUCUACAAUAAGUCUUGUACUACAACAACUAUGCUAUCUCAGCAACCUACGAGAAUUACAGUACCAUUGCUGUAUCAUACAGCAAGUGACCAAAUUGCAAAGGUUAUCCGUAAAAGGUGGGACUUAUUGGCUUCUGAUCCCACAUUAUUACCUGUUUUCUCUCAUCCUCCUCGGAUUUCGUUUAGACGGAAUCGUAACUUAAGAGAUAUGUUGGUUAAAAAUGAUUGCCCCACUCAAUACACAACGGAAAAAGCUCAUACUAAAUUGGGUUGCUUUAAGUGCCCCAAUUGUGUCACGUGUGGACAUAUGCUUACCGGACCCUCGUUUGCUCAUCCACAUUCAGGGAAACGUUAUCUUAUUAAACAUCACAUCACUUGCCUUACCACUCAUGUGAUUUAUUUAAUAUCUUGUCCUUGCGGACUUUAUUAUGUGGGAAAGACUGAUCUUACAUUGCGGGAUAGAAUGCGUGGUCACCGAUCGGGGAUUAUGACCGCCUUUAGGGAUGGCAAGACCGAUAAACCGGUGGCUAAACAUUUCUUAGAGGCGAAUCAUCGGCUUCCCACCCUUAAAUUUAUUGCUAUUGAUCACAUUCCCCCUCUUAGCCGAGGGGGGGAUCGAUCUAAGAUUCUACUUCAGCGGGAGGUUUACUUGAUUAAAGCAUUGGACACUUUAUAUCCCAAGGGCCUGAAUGAAUAUUUGUCUUUCCAUCCAUUUUUAGAUAUACGCUAAUUUGAUUUGUUGUUUAUCUGUGUAAUUUUUGGUCCUGCUUCUUACUAUCUUCUCGUUCUCAUUUUUAAAGGUCUAAUUAUUUAAUCUUGUCAUUUUUCUGCAUAAGGGAUUUUCUGCUUUUAUUAGCAGUUCCAUGGUGUACUUAUUAUGCAUACUGGAUAUUGAUAGUACAAUGUAUAUGUAUACACAAUGUUUGUGGUUAUUCUAAUAUAUGUAUUUACCGAUGGUCCUUAUUUUCUUCGUUAUUCUAUAUGUUUCAUUUUCUCUCUUUUUACUCUGUUUCACGGUUUCACUAUUUUGAUACAUAGUGUUAUUGCUCCACUUCUUUAGUUGUCACGGUAGUUUUCUUUUCCUUUUUUAUCUCUUCCAUUUUCUUCCUUCUUUCUAUCUCUUUUUUUUCUUUUUCACUAUCUUUUUAUGGUUUGAUCUUUUUUACUUAAUACUUUUUUCUUCAUCGCUUUCUAUAUGUUUAUUUUCUCUGGACUUUCUGUUCAUACUUAAUAUAUGUCCGUUUUAAGAUAUACCAUGGCCAUUAUUCUCUCUCUCUUACUUGUAUAGAUCUUUCCUAUCUGGUUUAUUUUACUGUUUCACACCAUACACGAUCACUUACUCGUUUCUAUGGAAACCGGACGCCUUUUCACCACCUCUUCCUGGUCGCAUUUGGUUGACGUCAUCACUCCGUUACGGAACUCACACGCUACUUUUCAUCUAUUCACAGCAUGUACACAUGGUUCCGUAGCUGCACACCUAUCUUAGGGUAAGUGAUUACCCCCUAAUUAUUUACUGCUAUAAAUGUUAUCACUGCACUGUGUUAUGCAUCUUGAUAAAGACCUGCGGGUCGAAACGUCGAUUUUUUUCUGUACACCGAUAAAAACAUUUUUCAACAAGUCCUUUGGAGUGCUCUCUUUGCUACUAUUUCUCUAUCUAUUUACGCUUUGCAGCACCGAGGCGUUUUUUGGGAUCAUCAUUUUUUAAAGGUAGAGUGCCGGAUUUUGUACAUAUUUAUAUAUACAUAUAUAUAUAUAAAUAAAAAUAAUACGUCUAUGACAUCACUUGCUGCUCCAGCCUGGCACAGGUCAGAGUAUUUUGUCGGUUGCCGUCUUCAAACUGUCGUAUUUUAAAAACUAUAAAUCCUACAGCGAAGAGCUUUACAUUGUGAUAAUCACAAGACCCAGACCUACAUUUUGAUGCAUAGUCUCUGAAGUAUUAAAAAUGAAGGCACAGUCGCAGUUAAGAAAUUGCCCUUUAAGUUUGGGCUGGCUAGAGUGAAGUUUCAAUGAAUGUCAAUGGACGGCGUGAGUUGCAAACAAAUGGUCAUAUUACUUUUUUUCACCAACAUAUGCCAAAGUAUGUGGUAAAAAAUAAUUUGGGGCAUUUUUUACAUACGGAUUACAUUUUCGUUGGGCAUUUUGUACAUUUCAUAUGUGCCACUAAGUUCAAACCCCCCAAAUUAUGCUCCGCUAAGUCUUCUGAGUAAAACAAUAUGCCCAAUGUAUGACCUAGACACUAUUUUGUGAAGUUACACUGCUGUAAAAGAGACGUGACAAGUUAAGGUUUUUAAGUGUGAAUUUUCAUGGAGGGUUUUGAUGCGUCCGUGUCCCACUUUGGAGCACUUGAGCAGGCUACAUAUUACAACUACACCAUAAAGGCAUACCAUUUCUUAAAGAAGACAUCCCAGGGUAUUUCAAAAGGUAUAUUUUGAACGUUAGUGUGGGAUAACUUUUCCGCUAGCUUGUACCAAGUGUAGUGGUAAUAAGCUUGUUUUUUGCCUUUUUGACACACAAAGUUUGCACAGUAUAUUUUGCAAAUCGUAUGUGUGCUACGACUGUAUAAUACUUCAUAUGUUGCUCAGCUAUGUCGGCUGAGUACAGCAAUACCCCCGUAUGUACCUUUGCCUGGUAUAUGUGGAUAUCGGAGGGGCACAUUUGGGACACAGCCAUUCCAGUUCUUUUCAAACUUUGAAUUUUUACGCUGUGUCCAUGUCCCAUUUUAGAGUAUUUUACCAGGCUAUAUAAUCCAAAUACCCCAUAAAGCCAUACCAUUUCUUAAAGAAGACAUCCCAGGGUAUUUCAAAAGGCCUAUUUUGAACCUUAGCGUGGGAUCAUUUUUCCGCUCGCUUGUACCAAGUGUAGUGGUAAUAAGCAUUUUGUCUGCCUUUUUGACACACAAAGCGAGUUUGCGCAGUAUAUUUUGCAAACCUUAUGUGUACUACGACUGUAUACUACUUCAUAUGUUGCUCAGCUAUGUCGGCUGAGUACAGCAAUACCCCCGCAUAUACCCUCGCAAGGACCUCGCAAUCACAUGGCCCAGAGGGGCCGAAGAGGAAGGAGGGGGACUCCCUUGGCUCCCAGGUGAGUCCCCAUACCACGAUUGCCAGCGACCGGGUAAGUACAUAAGAUCACAGGGCAUUCUAUGCCGUGCUGCGGCGUUUAGAGACGAUUCCUUAAGGAUGGCAUAGAACGCCCUGCGGUCUUAAGGGGUUAAUAGUGAAAGUAAGAGCAUUUCCACAGGCAUAAUGCAAAGGGAACUUAAGGAAUCGAGACUGAACAGCAACAUUAUGUGCCCAAAGAAGGAGGUUAGCUGACUACCUGAAUGUACUGAAUUAUAUUUUCUUCCCUGAUGGCACGGGCAUAAUCCAAGGUGACAAUGCCAGGAUUCAUUGGGCUCAAAUUGUGCAAGAGUGGUUUUGGGAGCAUGAGACAUCAUUCACACAUGGAUUGGCCACCACAGAGUCCAGACCUUAACUCCAUGGAAAACCUUUGGGAUGUGCUGGAGAAGACUUUGGGCAGUGGUCUGACUCUCCCAUUAUCAAUACUAGAUCUUGGUGAAAAAUUAAUGCAACACUGGACGGAAAUAAAUCUUGUGACAUUGCAGAAGCUUAUCGAAACAAUGCCACAGCAAAUGCGUGCUGUAAUGAAAGCUAAAGGCGGUCCAACAAAAUAUUAGAGUGUGUGACUUUUUUUUGUUUUUUGUUUUUUGGGCCAGGCAGUGUAUAAAUGUAUAUUAAUAUGUGUAAAUAUUAUAGACAUAAUUUUAUUUAUAUAUAUAUAUAUAUAUAUAUAUAUAUAUAUAUUACUAAUACACGUAUUAAUAUACAUGUAUGUAUGUGUAGAUAUAAAUGUGUGUGUAUUACUGUCAGAAUCACAUCAAUUACACCUGUCUUCACAUUGUGUUAGCAAACUGUAUAUAUUGGAAGGAAAAUCUAUUUAAUAAGAGGUCUUUCUCUCACCUGUCAAUUAGUUCUUCGGCAUAAACUCCCGUACUGAAGAACGGAGUUACAGAGAGAGCAGGAGACACUGGCGAAAAUGCAUCUUCUCUUGUGUUUCUCAUAACUCCCUUUUGAAUUUCUUGCCUUUUUUUGUUUUAGUCCCAUUAUUGAUUGAAAAAAAUUUUUUUUUCUUUUUUUUAAACCUCCUUUCGUGUAUCUUGUCUCCAAUUUUUCUUACAACCCGCCCUUGUGUCUCUCUUUUUUUCAAGAGCAUAGGGUAGUAGUAUAAAAUCUGUGUGGUAUUCAUAUGUACUGCACAUUUUAGUAUUAUAUAAACAUGAGUAUAGAACUUUAGGCAUGAUAUAGACUAAUGAUAAGUAGCAUAACUAUAAUAGUAUGGUAUAUCAUGCUAGAGUAAUCUGUUAAAGAGUAGAACCACUGAAGUCAGGUCUAUAUUGGGCUACUGCACUUCAUGCAAAAAUAAAAAUAAGCAAAUAUAUUCAACAGAUAUAGUGACCCUCAGCAAGGCAUAAAUAUUAUAUAAGACAAAAUGUCAUCAGCCUAUAGUUUGAGGCAAGAAAUGUAGAGCGCUUGCUUAAGAGUUCCCUUGAACAUCAGAGGCGUAGCGCCACGGCAGGUCACCCCCCCAGCCCCAUGCCUGAAUGAGGACCGACAUCCAGGAACCACAGAUAUGGUGAUUUGUAGGUGGCAAGUCUUCCCCCAGCAGGGGUAAGUGAAAGAACCACGUGGUAAGCACCUCUUUCGGCGUAUGAGCUUCGGCUUGUGUGGUCGGCACGUGGAGGUACCCUAGGGAGGCAGACUGGGACAGCAGGCCCAUGUGUGUUUUGGCAUUUUCAAAGAUUUGCUCAGUGGGGGUUUCCUCCUCUCCGGCACCGCGCGCCUUUUAUCACCUCCCUGCGUUUGAAGCAGAACAUGCUUUGCAACGUAACUGAAGUUUCUCCAGAAGGCCCGGAAGUGCCCCUCCAGACGCAGCAAUACGUAGUCACAUGAGGCCAGGGCCCCAGUUUCAUGAAGAGCAGCUGCCAUCUUAAAUGUCAGGUGUAGUAUGUUUCGAGGGCAACUCAGAGCAAGUGCAGCAGAAGUUGCUCAGAACAGUCCAGUGGUGACCGGGAUAACCCCCGCCAUUCAAAGGAGUGCUGCCGCUCUGUGACCGGAAAUGGAGAGCGGGGAGAGCGGCCGCCUCUCCCUAACACCAAACCACUUGUGUAUCUCUUUUAACUCCCCUUGUGUAUUCUUAACUUCAUCUCAGCCCAUGGGUGUCUCUUUUUACCCUUCUCCAGCCCUCUGUGUAUGUCUCUUUCCCCCAGCCCCUUUUGUGUAUGUCUUAGUCCCAGACCCUUUUCUCUUUCUCCCAUUCCGAAAGCCCUCUGUGUGUCUUUCUAAUUCCAGACCCUCUGUGUGCCUCUUUCUCUUUUCCCAGCCAUUCUUUGUCUCUUUUUCCCCCCCAGCUCAGCUUUGCCCCCCUACAAACCUUGUGUGUCCCUUUGUUCCCCUUCCCUUCUGUAUGUCUUUUUGUCCCCCCAACAAACCACCUCUGUCUCUCUUUCUCCCCCUCACUGCUCCUCUGUAUCUUUCUCCCUCUCCUCCCUCUCCUCCCUGUGUCUCUCUUCCCCCUCUGUCUCUUUCUCCCCCUCUGUCUCUUUCUCCCCCUCGUGUCACUUUCUCCACCCUCUCUUUCUCUCCCACUCCUCCUGUGUCUCAUUCUCCUUCCCUACCCAUGUCUCUUUCUCCCCCUCUGUCUCUUUCUCCCAACUCCCCCUGUAUCUCUCUUCCCCCUCUGUCUCUUUCUCUCCCUCCCCCUGGGUCUAUUUAUUACCCUCUGUCUCUUUGUCCCCCCUCCCCUUGUGUAUCUUUCCUACCCCUCUGUCUCAUUAUCCCCCCGUGUCUAUUUCUCCCCACUUUACCACCCUGUGAGGUUGACCUUGUCUGACAGUCUGUCAGAUAGCAUAGGAGGACUGACAGAUGGAGCAGACCUGACUAUCAUGCACACUACUCUAUGAUGUGUCCAUGCUGGGAAUUGUGGGAACCGCGAGGGAGCAUGCUCCAUCCCUCAGUCCUCCUGUGCUUUCCAGCUAAGCGGCCACCUGGCCCGGCAGCACCACAUGCAUUACAAGAGUUGCGGCCACCAGACCGGCAGCACCUACAUGCAGGCGGCGGCUACGAUAUUACUGAAAAUGGCAGCAGGGCAGGGAGCCCCCAGGGAAGAAUUAGAGUGCUGCUCAGCCCCUGGUAUCGCGGCCCACCAGGAAAUUUCCUGGUAUCCCGGUGGGCCAGUCCAACCCUGUAAGCUAUAUACGUUUGGCCUUACUGUGGCCUUACAUUUGCAUUUGACUAUGAAUUCUCACUUUAGUGAAUAACCCUGUGAAAGUGUAUUUUAUGGUUUCCAGCGGAACAUUUAACGAUCACUAUCCAUACUCUGAAAUGAUUGACCUAAUACACCGUGUGUCAGCUGUGUUUAUUUUCUGUGUUGCCUCAAGUCACUUAAAGGAACACUACAGUGUCAGGAACACAAGAAUGUAUUCUAUGAAACGGCAGUGUGUGCAUGGAUAUGCCUACAGGGAAUGAUUGUACUCAGCAGAAGAACUACAUUAAGCUGUAGUUGUUCUGGUGACUAUAGUGUCCCUUUAAGGCAUUUUUAUAUAUUGUGGGGAUAUUGUACAGGUAUACACAGUUGUUCAAAAUUAAUGUUCAUAAGGUGUCCUGUUCAGCAUGCAGAUAACAAAUGAAAGAAAUUUGCACUUAGAUUUUGAAACUUUGCAUAAAUUACAGAAAACUUUUGUUUUAUAAUGCUCAGCAAAAUAUAAUUAUGUACGCAGUAAUUCAUCCAAAUUGCUAUGACAGGAAAUACAUGUAAAUGCCAUAUGUUCAUAGAUGUAACCGAUUUAAUGAGAACACACUCCAUCAUUAAAGAAGCACUCCAAGCACCAUAACCACUACAGAACACUGGUGCUUGGCAUGUACUUUUAAGGUAACCAACAGACCUUUGAAAAAAGAAAAAAAAAUAUUUAAUGAAUGGCUUUUUAUUUUGUUCCAAAUAAAAGUCCAUAUUAAUGACUAGUUUUAGUGGAACCCUAAAUGUCAUGAAUCAGGGAUGAAUGUGAUUCAACUUUGGAUAAACUCCUUAUGAUAUGGAAGUGUGCUGACAAAACAUACUAGUACAUUAUUUUCUGCUUUUAUUCACUCACUGUGCACUCAUUACAGUAUCAAUGCACAAGCAAAUAGUGCAAGGAGGAAAUACAUAAUGUUCUUGCUUUAUUUUCUAUGUCUGAUUUACAUCGUAGGCAAUGAAAGUUCUGUCAAAGAAGAAGCUAAUGAGACAAGCAGGAUUCCCACGUGAGUGUCAAAUGAACCCCUAGACCUAACUCUUAUGGUGUCUGUCCUCACCAUUUCCAACCCAGAUCUCCAACCCAGAAGACACUUGUAGUCUGCUCAAUAUAAGAAUUCUGCAUUUGUCUUAGCAAAGGGAGUCGUUGUAACUGGUAGAGCGAUGGCCUCCGUUAGCUACAGGAUUUCACAGUUUGAAAUAAAAAGACGAUAAACUGCAUUUAUUUUGUAAUUUCACACAAAUACUGGUUAAUAGAGGUAGAUAAAACUUAUAAACUCUGCAGAGGUGUAAAUAGAAGGUGAUCAAAUGUAUAAACCGCACACACUUAUUCUUUGUGUUCUGGCUAGAUUAGUAGGAGUCCAGCUUAAUUCCAUUCUGCAAUUACUGGGGCCAACGUCUCACUGCACAACAUGGUGAUGCACAUUGUUUUAUCUCUAGAGCCUACUGCCAAGCUUCAGAGAUACACAGAAAAAUGAUCAGAUAUGUGUUUUCGUUGCUAUCUCUCUCUCAAAAACAUGCUGCCCUAUUAACACAAUAUGUGCAGACAUAAUACUGGAGACCAUUCAGACCAUGUGGCUGUAUCUGUUUUAUUCACCCAGAGAUUAAAUUACUCAGACAAUGCCUUUUUGUAUACCCAGCCAGUAAUUUGCAUAACACAAUACGUUUAUGGUUAUCUUAUAUCCUGACAUUAACCAUUUUGCUGCUGGUCUCUAGCACAGUAAAACUAACAGAAUAUUAUUGCACAACCCAAAUAUGGAGGGUAAAAAACCUAGAUCAGAAUGAGAGACUCCUGAUUGGUGGCUCCCAUUCCUAGAGUAGCAAUGGUCCAUCUCCUAUAGCACUUGCCUGUACAAGUGUUGUGUAGUUUUUGGAACGUUAAAGGUAAUAAAGAGACUCUGUCACCUUCUGGAAUCUUUGUGUAUUUUGCAAAGACUUGCGAAGGUCACAUCUCUGCUCGGUGUGCUGCAGCCUGUGGGGUAAACAGCAGAGGUUUACUUACCUGAGGUUCUCUCUUCAUGAUCUUCAGUUCAGGACCCCUUAUGAUAUCUUUUAAUUGAGGGGGAAUAUUAAACUUCAAUGCAGUCAACAUGAAUAUUUCUAUCUUUGUAAAAUACUCGAAUGUUUCCUUUUAAAAAAAAAAAAAAAAAAAUUAUGAAUUUUUUUCACUCUAAUUGGAGUGUUUUUACAUAAUUCUUUUAAAUGAAUGGUUCAUAUACUGCUUAAAAUAGGGUUCACUUCCUGCAUGUAGACUGACUAUAAUUUAAUGACUGACUAUAAGCUGCUGUACCAUUUGGAAUUUUAACAAAUAAUUAAUUACGGCUACAUAAUAUUACUGUAUUAUUGAAACCUUUUUUAAGUGUAUUGGCCACAAAGUUUUCGUUUAGCUACUGACUGUUAUUGUAACCUGUUUUAGACAUUUGAGUAGAUCUAUCAAAGAUACUGCAGGAAAGGAAUGUGCUAGCUGUUUCCACGAAGACUGCCCCACAUUUAGUACUUUAGACCAUUUGUUUUGUAAUGCACAUUUUCAUAAAUCAGCCCAAUGGACACCAAAUAUUAUUUUCUCACUGAAAUAAGCAGUUAUGUUCCAUUUUGCGCUGUGUUUACCAGGCGUCUUUAUUUCACAGGUCGCCCUCCUCCCAGAGGUGCUAAACCAGUAGCAGAUGGUGGUGCACACGCCUUGGGGCCAAUUGAGAGGGUGUACCAGGAAAUUGCUAUUCUGAAGAAACUAGACCAUCCAAAUGUGGUCAAGUUGGUUGAGGUAAAUUCUUGGCACAAUCUUUUUAAUAUUGAUGCUAUUUGUAAAUGAGGUUACUAUGCAUUGUAAAUACUGUGCCCUCAGCAAGAACAAUGUAAUGCUGAAUUAUACAAACUGAUUGCACACGGAAGGUAGUGAUUACACAGUACCCUGUCACAUACUCAGGUCAGUGUGUAAUUUAAGCAUACAUUACUACCCUAGUGGCUUUUCCAUCUCAGAAUGGAUUACAUUCUUGACCAACUUUCUGAAGCUGAAAAUUCGUUUCAGUAGCAUUACAUGGCAAAUGGCUUUGUAACAUAUCCGAAAAUCGGAAAAUGUUUAGUGCAAAAUACAUAUUUAAAAAGUAAUGCUGUACCCAUUCUGAUUCGUCCCCGUUGUGGGCACAUGGUCCGAUCAGUUCAGCUGUGCAGUGAAUAUUCAUGAUGUGGUUUCAUCAGGUCUUGGCUAAAGGUAACUUUGAACUUUUGUCCCUUUCAGAGAUACUAAAAUUCUUCAUUUUGAGUUUGACACCUACAGCGUUUUUUUUUUUGUUUGUUUUGUUUUUUAAAACAUUAUACAAAUUUAUUUUUGUGGAACAGAAAAAAAAGUGUUCUAUUUAUUAAAGGCAUGGGAUGUUUGUCUAGCACAGUGGUAGUCAACCAUUUUCUACCUACCGCCCACUAAUGCAUCUUUCUUGAUGGAAAAAUUUCCUUACCGCCCACCAGUUUUCACGCAAGUGCAGAAUAUUUUUUAGAAAGCGUUUUAAAAAAAAUAAAUGUACGUACAUUUAUCUUUUUAUUUCUACUUUAUGCAUGUUUAUAAUGUUUUUAACUUUAUAAAGUUUAAUGAGAAAACAAUAAAGUAAAUUGAAAUUACCUUUACUAGUGAUUAAUGAGAUCCUUGAGGCUGAUGCUGCAAGACUAAAUAUUUGAUAUCUGGUUCGAUUUUCGUAAGGAACAAACGAAGGUCUCCUCUUUCGGUGAUAUUCAGACAACUUUUCUGAUUGUGCAUAAUAUGAUUUCUCAUCUGUGCGUCAGCUCCCCUCCUCUCCCCCCUCAAUUCCCCUCCCCACCUUUUUGUUUCCCCUUAUUUCUAUUUUUUAACCUUCCUUAUAGCAAUGCCCAGUAGGAAGGCUGAGCUAGGUAGCCCACUUACUAUAGCUCACUAUAACAGACAGGCACACAUACAUACAUACAUACAGACACACACACAAGACACACAUACAAACACACACAAGACACACAUACAAACACACAUACAGACACAUACAUGCAAACAGACAGGCACACAGACACACAUACAAAGACACAUACACACACAACACAUACAUACAAAGACAAGACACACAUAUAUACAGACACACUAGACAUACAUACAAAGACACACACAUAUAUACAUACAAAGAUACAUACACACACGUACAGACACACACACACACACACGUACAGACACACACACACACACACACAAGACAUGCAUACAAAGAAAGACACAUACAAACAAACACACACAAAAUAUUUUAGUCACCCUCCUUUUUCCUACCUUUUAGGUGCAGGAGGAUGACUUUCCCUGGGGUCCAGUGGUGGCUCAGGUGGAUGGGAGUCAGAGUUCCCACUCUGACUCCCUCUGCUUCCUCCCGCGCGGUCUGUGUGUUAGCUGGGAGGAGUGACGUGCAGUCACUUCCUCCCAGCUCUGUGAUGUAAUCACAUGGGGCACGGUCGCGCUGUUAAAGCGCCCAGCGCUGACCGGGCCCCCUUACAAUUCACAUCCAUCGGGUGGCCCUGACAGCAUGGGCCACCCGAUGGACCCCGUGGACGGUGGCCCCGGCGGUUUGCCGAGCGGGCCGGGGCCGCAAAUGGUGAUGGCGGUACCCGGUCGCAAGGGGUACCGCCGGCUUGCACCCGCCCUCCCGCCCACCCAAUCUCUCAAAAUGAGGAAAUCCCUACCGCCCACCUGGAAUCCUGAAACGCCCACUAGUGGGCGGUAGGGACCAGGUUGACGACCCAUGGUCUAGCAAGUAAAAAAGUGAUAGAAACGGCAGAUAUUUUAUAUGUGACAAAGAACAGAAAUACAGCAUAUGCUUUGACGCGACGGAGUAGACACAAAAGCAACCUGAAAUAACAUGCUAUGACAUUGUCAGGAUCUUACCUGAUGGGGAGUCCAGCUCGCAGAGUUAUACGCUCACCCUUGCAAAGUAGACACAGACCAGGGUGACCAGGUAAGACGCCACCUGGCCUGUGAGUCUGUGCACGGGGGCUUUCCAGGAAAGGUGCUCCAAGACUCAGUACAGCAGGGAUAAGCAGAAGCGUGGUCAAGGGAAGCCAAAAUCAGGGAAGCCAGAGGUCAGAGUAGUCCAGGAGGAAAGCCAAGGUCAGAAGCCGGAAUAGACAAGAAUCACUGGAACGCAGGUACGGAGUAACAGGAACCAAACAAGGGAACCAGAGUCAAUGAACUGACACUGCCCUCAGGGAGAGGCAGUGUCUUAUACCUGGCUAAUAGGUGAUCAGCCACAGGUGUGCUGAGAUCGUUGGAGCAGCCACAGAAUAACGUCCAGCCCCGAGUGCUGGGUACAAGGCAAUAUAGACUUCUGGCUAUCUCUUGAGCUGAUAUGGUGGCUCAGAGGCAAAAUAGCAGCCCCAGGACUGCAAAGUACCCUGGUUCAAGUCCGUCACCGGGCACUUCUGGGGCGACCUCGUCUGGCCGUCGGGAUGUCGCGGUGAGAAUCGUGACAGACAUCCUUUAACUUGGGGAUAUUUCAUGGUGUGUUUUUAGAUGUAUUGUUCUUUAUAUGUUUUUCUUAUUCUGAAAGUUUUACCAUAUCUGAGUACUUGUAUAUCUUCAGCGAUAUUGGUGUUUAGUAGAAAGGAAAACUGCAUUGAUUUUUAUAAAAUGUAUGUGAAAUAGAUAUAAAUAUACCGUAACCAUUAGCAGCAUAUGGGUAUAGAGAAUACUGCCCCUCCAUCACUAAAGGGCUUUUGGGGUUAAUUAUGAAUCCUUUUCAAGAGACAUAUAGCAGAUCCUUGGUUUGGUUUCCUUGGAAACGUUUAAGCGGGAUGCAAUGUGUGCAAAAUCUGAAUAAGUGUGGCACGAUUAUCCUAGUUUUAAAAUAAGAAAAUGCUCCAUAUUCUCAAGUGUAAUGGACUGUUAAGAAUAAUAUUAAGGCAAUAAAAUUGCAUCUAUUAAUUGGAAAGUAGUGUGUUAUUAACUGUUGUAUUGUCGUUGCGGUUUGGGCAAUAAACCUAUAACACACAACAUUGUAAAGGGUUUAAUUUAAAAAAAAACAACAACAACAACGAUGUCCUGAAUUUUAUCGCAAUUCUAUUCACCCAAAACAUAACUAGUAUGCUUAUCUCCCUCCACAGAUCUAAGAGGAAAAGUCUACUCCAGGCUCCACAAAUAUUGUAGCUUAAAUACCUCAAUACAAUUGCAACUAUUGGUUUGAAUGGUUAAUUGCUGUUAAUGAAAAUAAAAAUAAACAGCCCCCAAAAAACCACCAAAUUGCUAAAGUACUCCGUCUGGGGCUAUAGUGGGCAUAAAAACGUUUUAAUCUCUCAAAGUACGGCCUCCUAUAUUCAUUUUUUGUUUUUGUCCAUGGAAAUGGAGUAAGGGUUAGUGUCAAAGAAAGUUAUGUAAAAGUAAUAGUUCAAAAUAAAUGGUUGCUAAAGGCAUUUAAAUGUCAAGGAAAAUUGUAAAUAGUGACUCUGGUGGAAUGGCAAUGAUGUCUCUAUCAUAUGGGUUGAUCUGACCUUCCUUUUGAAGCCAGAGGUAAGUGCAAGAAAGAGGCACUGCUAUGCUAUGGUAUUGAUGCAUUUUAUUAUUUUUAUUUAUUCAUUCAUUGUUAAAAAAAUAAAAUAAACUUUGAUUUGUAGUUCAAUUAUCAAUCUGCUGUGUAUGAAUGACAGAUCCCAGAUCUUAGCUAUGCUUCGUGUUGACAUAUACAACUGUUUUAGUGGACAUUUCAAGAUUGGAGGGAGGACAGAGAGGGCAAUCACCUACACAAGUACAGUAACCAGUAAAAAUGAAGUAUUAUUUUAGAAUGGGAGAAGUGGGUCAUAGGAGGCAGGGUAAAAUCAGUUGUCGCACAACUUGGACAAAAUUGUCAUAGGCAUCCCAGAGGUGUUCCAGGCUGUCCAAUUACCAGUUGAAUUUUUUACAAAACGUUGCCAAUAUAGCCCUGUGUCAGAGAUGAAAGCAGGCCCUGGAUGCAUUGGUUAAGAUGCUUUUGGUAGACUGACCUUUUAAGAUGCAGAAUGCUGCAAAACCUUUAUAUAUCUUAGGGAAAUUGAUACAAAUUGGGCCUGCAAAAGUGUAAAUUUAAGCCACACAGUAUUUGCUCCUGGAGAAAGUCCCUUUAUUUAUGGAUCUGUAAGUGGUGGUGAUUGACUAGUUGCAGUGGAUCAUGCAUCUCUAGUGGAGACAAAUGUUUGUUACUACGACGUCCACCUAUAUCUUUAUGUCUCUCACUUUCACUCAACACCUUUGUUUCCUGUCAGACCCUUUUUUUUAUUAUUUUUGUUUCGCACACUGCUAACAACAAGCAAGCUCAAGGUGCCCCGACAGCAGUCCUCGAGCAUAAUACCUUGCAGAUCAACAGGAGCAGUGGAGAAACAUGCACAUUUUUAAAUAUAUUGGUAGGGUAACUGUAGUAAGUAUGUUCAUAUACUAAGCAGUUCAGGCUAGUAGUGAAGAUACGAGGUUGCGUUAUGUUUGCUUAGGCUACAUGUUUAGACCAGACGUUUAAAUAACCAUGGGUGCCAAAUCAUAAUGUGUAUGAGUAUGUGGUACCGGUCGGCAGCUACUCCCCCUGACCGGUAUGUAUUUAGGUGCUUCAGACUUGGGUAUGUCUGUCUGUGCCAGCGUGUGUUAAUGCCAGUUGUGUGCUUGGUGUGUGUCUGCCUUGUGCUGUGCUAUCUCGGGGGAGCUGUGUAUGCAGGCCGGCAUGUGAGGGAUCUGUGGGAUAGUCCGUGUCGUGCUUGGGGGUAGGUCCCAGAUCAGCCGAUGCCCAGCUUGGUAGCAGGCAUGGAGGGUUACAUGUCGGCGAGAGGCAGAGUUCAGGUGGGUCAUCUCCAUAGCCCCGGGCUGUUGUGAAGUCCUGCAAUUGGAAGCCACCAGCUCAGAUCCUCACAUAUGAGGCAGAGUUUGUCCAUUAGCUGGAGAGUGGUAUGGUCACCAAUGUGGGUCAGUGGCUGCUUGUGGUUCUCAGUUAGCAACGAUUUUCAAGCUCUGAUGCGGGAGCUCAGACAGAGCACAUCUGAUCCGAUCAGCGGUCAGGCUCCGCCCCCUGUCAGUCCCUUUUAACCACUGUCCAUCUGUCAGUGCUUCCGAGUUUGUUCCAGGCUCCAUGUCUGUUCCCCUCCACUGGAUUACCGCUACUUACUAAUAGAUCGAUACCGCUUCUGCCUAAUAUAUAGAGACCGGAAUAAAAGGGCUGUACUGGCAAAGACAGUGAUAAAAUGGAUCUUUUAUCCUUUUGUCUUUUUUCUUUUUCUUUUUUUCUCGCUUAGCUCCUUUCUCCCCCACCCACAUGUCUUUACCUGAUAGGGAUACUGUAGGCACCCAGACCACUUCAACUCAUUGAAGUGGUCUGGGUGCUGUGUCCCUUUAGCACUUAUUGCUGCAAUGUAAAACUUUGCUGUUCUAGAGAAACUGCAAUGUGUACAUUGCAGCUUUAAGUCUGCCCUCCGUGGCUAUCUAACAGACAGCCACCGGGGCGCUUCUGGAAUCCAAACUGACAUUUUGUCCUCACGGACCUCCAGCGUCAGAUUUUCACCGUGGGGAGGUCUAAGGCACACGCGGCCACCGCCGCGCAUUAGGUCUCCUCUGCCGCCUGACGUCCCUCGGUGCUGGAUUCGGGUGAGUGUCUGAAGGGUUUUUAACCCCCUCAGCCCCGAGGGAGGUGGGUUUAUUUGUUUCCUUGGCAUUAUAGGAUCCCUUUAACUCUUCCCCACUUCAACCAUGUCUCAGUCUGUUCUGAUUGCUCCUGGGACUGAACCUGUUGGCCAGAGCUGCAGAUAUACUCUUAGCAGACUGCCGGCUGGAUAGACACAUUACAGACUAAAUAUAGAAUCAAUGUUUCUUUCAUAAUUCUGCAUAUCUGGAAAAUAUACUUAUCUAUUUUGUUACUUUAAAGGUUUUCCACUAAAUGGGGAUUGACCUUCAAAUUGAAAAAUUAAACUGUAACAUUAACACAGUUGGAGAUUUUUUUCCAAAUCUGCUAUUUUGUCUCACAUUUUGCAAUUUGGGCUACUAACAUUUUGAAAUUUUAGCUACUAUAGUGCACUGUUUAGUGAAUAAACCUUAGUGUGGCCGUGCAUGUGUUUUAAAAAUUAUGGGAAGCCAACAUGCAUUUUAAUGUUAGGGGCUUACUGAUCAAAUUUGAUAUAUUUAUCUUCUUUGCCCAGAUAUGUCAAGAUUUUUUUUUUUUUUUUUUGUUUGUUUGUUUUGUAUUUUCCUUGGAUCACGAGGUUAUGGUUUUUUUUUCCAUUUGGCUUGUUUUGUAUCUCUACAAUUGUCUGAAUUCCUGGCCAAAGUCAUACUUGGAUAAACAUUUCUUUUCACUGACACUGACAGCAGUUACAUUCACCAUGUCCUAUGAGCAUCAACCAGAGAUCGCAAGAUUAAAGGCAAAAAUUGAAAUAAAAGUGGCAGGCAGCUCCUAAAACAGAUUGGCUACUUACUUGGCUGUUCACAUGGAACAUUGCUUAUUUUGGAUAUAAACUAAACUAAGCAUGAGCCAUCUUUCUGUAAUUAAUCAUUCUCAAAUAUUCCGAAACUCCUGUAACGUUUUUUUCAUUACCUCGGGAUCUUACAGGGUUGUAUUUUUUUAUUUUUUUUCACAUGACAAGUGCUUGACUAGCCCUGCAAGGAUAAAAUAAAAGUACAAUCCUUUCUGUCAUUUAUCUUAAUGUUAAGGGAACACUCCAGACCCUUAAUGCACUUUAGAGUGUGUCUUAUUUUUUAUCAAUUUGCAAAGAGUAUUGAUUUGAAUCGGAAUUGACACUUUUAUACAUUAACCUGGUUAUAACCUUCAAUCAGACAACCGGUCCUGUUACUUCCUGGCUUGGUUGGCUCAGUGGAGCAAAACUUAAGAGAGGUAACUGCUCAGAGCACCUGUCUUGAAAAGACUUCUCUGAAUUGGGAAGUCUGUGGUUGGACAGCCAUACAAUGUCUGGACGGGGAUAGAAGGGGAAGGAUUUGCAUAGGCUGCCGACAAUAGAACUGCAGGUUUUGCAAGCUGUUUUUAGAUUUACUCCCAAUGAAAAAAGCAUGCAAGUUAUAAUUUGAAGUAUAUCUACUAAACAAUGAUUUAAAAAAAAAAAAUCGUAUUUGGGUAGUGCAGUGUCUCUUUAAUAUAUUAUUUCACAUUUGUGGAAUUCAGUAGUAGACACUGACUGCUUCUUGGAAUUCUGGUAGGGACAGAUUUAGUUUGGCAUGUUCUUGUCUUGGUAUUCUAAAAUUAAACAACAUUUUGGGACAUUUGCUGCAUAACCCGUAUUAUUCACUAAUUUGUGAAUUGUUGUGAAUUUAUAAUGUAUAAGGCUAAAAUAAUUGAAUUGGAGAAUAUUUCUAAGCCAGCUAUAUUUUCAGUCCUUUUUUGGCUUCAGAUUUGAACUUCACUUUGAAAGUGAUAAAAGGGAGGAGAUGGAAAGAAUGGAUACUUGCUUAUAGCUCUCCCUCUAUGUAAUACCACUCUCUGGUUCUCAGCAGAUUCAGAUUUCUUUAUUUAAAAAAAAAAAAAACUAACUAAUUGACCGUGUAACAUUAAGAUUUAGUUUGUAGGGCUUUAUAAGAAAAUCUGCUUCUGUCUGAUUUAUAAAUGUAACCUUUGACCUGAAAUUACUAACAGACCUAAGAAUUUUCCCUUGACAUUGGCAGGUGAGCUUACACUUGCAAUUAGACGUGUUAAAAUACACUGUUAUGCCUGUGGCUCAUAAGCCCAAAAUGACGAACUGGAGGGAGAAGAGACGCUCUAUAGCUCUUUCUUUUACUUUAAAUUUUUUUUACUUUUUACUCUAUUCUUUUUAUCUUGCAUCUCCUCCCCAGCAUUAACAGAAACACAUUACCAUCAUAAACAGCUAAACAUACAACCUAGAACAAAACAAAAGGGCAAUAGUAACGCCCAAGUCUACAGCUUUCCCAACGGAUGACAACCGAGGUUGCGGCCCCGGGCCAAUAACAGAGCCUCGGGAAAUGACCCCCUGGGAAACCCCUUCAAAGCACUCAAACCCUACUCAGGCCCACAUUAAGACCGGAAGGUACAUCCCGCACAGUUACUAUUUGCAUGUGUUGUUAAGCAGAAAUGACCACACCACCCGAUAUCACGCAAACCAGGUACUCCACUCAUUUGACUUCACCCAGUUAAUUUCCUAACUGUUAUUGUUCGUAUUGUUACUACUGGACCUCCUAAUGCAUUCCAGUGCAGUAACCAUAUUACACUGACUGUAUAAAACUCAAAAUAAAGAAUUUAAAAGUAAAAAAGCACCGUUAUGAUAAUGGAUAUAGGUGUUUGGGAUAGUGUGCAGGUAAUGGUUUUAGUUUGGUGUGCCUACACUAUUUAUAUGGCACCUAGUUUAUAUUCUUGAUUUCUGACCUUGGACCCAUACCAUACUUUACUCCAGAUCAUCCCAACACAUCUUCAUCCUUCCCAUCACCAGGGUAUUGAACCUGUCAAUAACAUUACAAAGCCUUACAAAUUUAAAGAGUGUUACAUUGGAAAAAAUAAAUAGAAAUAGAAUGGAGAAAAAAAUGUGUGUGUAUUUUUGUUUAGAGGAAAUACUUGCUAGCGUUAAAUUGCUUUCCACGCAAUAUAUUCUGUUGUGCAUUUUUACCAAGCAGAGCGAAUGUGAGUUUUCAUAUAGCUUACAUCAGUCAUUCUCUUCUGUUGCUAGGUGCUGGAUGACCCCAGCGAGGAUCAUCUAUAUAUGGGUAUGGAAGCUGUCUUAUUCUUAUGUAAGAUCAUAGAACUGAACAAAGAACUGAUAGCAAGCAAUCUCCCUGCUCUGAUCUAAAGCGUGUAAUGAGUACAUGCAUGUAAAGGUUAGGCAAUCAGAUGUCCCUGUUAAGGGAGAUACUGAGAGAAGCUGCAUCCUGCAGGGUAGCUUUGUAAUCCUGCCUUUUCUAUAGCCACGUUCAUUUAAAGGAUCAAUCUUGUCAUGUUCAGAGGACUUACCAGUGUGUAGGUUUAAUGAAUAUCCCCACCAAGUGUGCCAGGCUCAUUUCCGCAGAACAAAUAUCAGAGGUAAUCCACACUUGAGCACUUGAAGAUUAGUUGCUGUCAGUCAUUUUUGCUGAACCUACUGAUGUGACACAGGGAUAUCCUAAGAUUUUAAUUAUUUGAGUAUUUGUACUACAUAGUGUGUGUUUUUGAAAAUGUUUUUUUUCUUAAAAUGAAGUAUUCUGCCACAGAGCAUAUUUUAGAUUGCGGUGAUUGCUGAACUAUCCCCAAAUAUUCAAAUAUAUUUAUAAUUUUUUUAUUUUUCUUUCAGUGUUUGAACUUGUAAAGCAAGGGUAAGUUGGAAAAAAACAAACAAUUUUACUUGGUUUGCACAUGCUAUAUAAUAUACUUAUAAAAAAUAACAACUACCACAGUUGGGAAUCUUUUAACCCCUUAAAGAUUCAAUGUUGUUGUCACAGGGUUAUUUACUAAAGUGAGAAAUUACAUUUAAGGUCAGAUAAGCUGAUUGGGACAAAUCUAAUGUUGCUGUCUUCACAAUAUGGUCUCUGAUAUCCUUGUGCCACCAUAGGAUAUACUGCGUAUUUGGUUUAUGCAGUCAUGCAGUUAUGAAUUCAGAGGGUCAUUUUUGAAAUACAGUCAGUGAAAGAUAAAUCGUUAAAUGACAGCCUAUAUCAGCCCUCAGUGCACACAGUUCAUGAUUUAUGAAUGUCCUGAUUCUGUUCCAAUUAGGAUACUGGCAAACAUGGACUCUGGUUAUUGGGAACCUCUGGAUUGGGAACCUCUAAACCAACAUUAGCAGUGGAGCCCUUGAGAGUAACCCCAGUACUGUGGAACAGAAGAUACACUGUUCCAAAUGUAUAAUAGCUCAAAAAGGCACAUGGAUUUGUUCCUACUACUAUAUAGAAACAUAGAGUGUGACGUUAGAUAAGAACCGUUUGGCCGUUUUUUUUUUUAAUUCUUUAUUUUUGCGUGCACAAGACUUAUACAUGGUGCAAUGUAUGCAUCGUUUGAGAGGGUAACAGGUUUUAACAUUGGGUAAAUAAUGCAUUUGAUAAGUUUUAGCACAAUUUUUGUUAAGUAUAACAUGCGUCAAAUCCUAGGUAGCGGUUGGGUUCGUAUAGGGGUUUAGUUGUGCAACUUCUCACUUUAUUGUUUAGUGUGUGUGUGUGUGAUAUUAAAGUGUCAUCGUUGUGCCGUUGCUUUCACGAACAUUUGAUUUUAACAGGAAAGUAAAAUAGGUAAUCACAGCACGACUUGUGUCAUACACAUUUUAACUGUCUUUAGGUCUCUCUCUUUUAUUGUCACCAUAACAACGGCAUGCAGGGGAAUUAAGACCUUUUAACCCCUACACUGGGAAUAAACAUGCACAAUUAAUCUGAGAAUGUGUUGUGUCCUAUUAUAAAGCAAUGUAUAGAUUGUGGUAGGAAAUGUAUGUCUUUUAUAACACAACAUACAUUCCUUUUACUUUAGAUAUUGCACUUUAUAAUGAUCUGAAUGAGAGACUGUUACUGCAGUUAGUAAUAAACUGCAAAUAUUCCGAAUUGUGGAUCAUUAUUUGUAAACUGUGUUUACAUUUUAGGAACUUUAAAUGCAGCUAGACUUAAAUGGUUAUAUACUAAAGUGAAAAUUCGAAGUGAAUGUCCAAUUCAAGGCCAAAGUAGCUGAACUGAAUUUUUGCAGAUUGGCUUUUUUGCCCUCAAAUUCACUUUGAAUUCUCACUUUAGUGCAUAACCCUGUAAAUAAUAAUAAAAGUAAGAAUUUGCUCCAAUAAGCCAUAUACAAUGUAGCAAUGUUGCUAUAAGUAUUCUCUCCAGCAUCACUUGAAUCACUUCCCUAUAAUGUACGGAUUACUAACAAAAUAUUUCAUUAAUCUGUGUUUGGAUAGGCUAAAAUAAAUUUCCAAUUUAAAAUGUUAACAUCUUAAUUUAAAGAGAAACUAUAGUCACCACAACAACUUUGGCUUAAUAAAAGCAGUUUUUGUGUAUAGAUCAUGCUCAAUUCACUGCCAUUUAGGGAUUAAAUCACUUUUAUUUCUGUUUAUGCAGCCAUAGCCACACCUCCCCUGGCUGUGACAGACACAACCUGCAUGUAAGCAAAAUGGUUUCAUUUUCAAUUAGAUGUAACUUACUUUAAACGUUUUUAUCUCAUGCUCUAAUUGCAUACAGGAGGCUCAUGCAGGGUCUGCAUAGUUAUUAACAGAGCAGGAGACAAAUUCUAAAUUAAACAGAAUUUGCAAUAAAGGAAAUGCAAACAUUAGAUCUCUCUUUACAGGAAAUGCUUAGCAAGCUGUGUGACACAUGCAGGGAGGUGUAACUAGGGAUUUAUAAACAAAGUGAUUUAACUCCUAAUUGAGCAGUGAAACUGCAAGGGCAUGAUCUAUAUACCAAAACUGCUUCAUUAAGCUUAAUUUGUUUUGGUGAAGAUGGUAUCUCUUUAAUAUUGACUGUCUUACCUUCAAUUAUAAUAUUGUUUCUUUAAUCAAUAAAGGCGUAUUCUACUUUUUCCAAAUAUGACUGCAACAAUAAUAUUUAGGACAAUUAUUUUUAACAGGGGAGCAAUACAUAAUGAAAUUAAACAAAUACAAAUCCAAAUUAAGUCCCUCUUUUACUAAUGUUUUAAUUUAUAAACCCACUUCAUCUCCUUUCUCCCUAGGGAGUUUUUAAUAUUAACACCUCUCCACGUAACCUUGCAUUGUCUAAUUACUAUAAAUGUUUUAGGCAGUCUGGGAACUUUAUUGUGAUUUCGAAAAUGCUUGGAGACAAAUUUCUAUUUUUUAGUUAUCUAGUUAUCACACCUAUAUACUGGAAUCUAGGGAUCGACCGAUUAUCGGUUUUACCGAUAUAAUCGGCCGAUAUUCGGUAUUUUCGGCAAUAUCGGUAUCUGCCAAUUCAUAUACCGAUAUUGCCGAUAAUACCUCCUAGGACCGCCAGGCUCAUUACAAGCCCGGCGGUCCUGGGGGGGCGGAGAGCAAGCGCUUACUCACCUCCCAGCAGCUCCUCCAGCUCCCCAGUGUAACUCUUGCGAGACCCGCAGCCGUCAGAGCGUUGCCAUGGAUCACCAUGGCAAAGCUCCGCGCGACACGCUGGCCGCGAGAGUUACACUGGGGAGCUGGAGGAGCUGCUGGGAGGUGAGUAGGCGCUUGCUCUCCGCCCCCCCCAAAGCUCAGCCAAUGCCACUGGACCACCAGGGACUGCUAUAUCCCCCCUCCCUGGCCAGGCAACAAGCAGGGAGGGGGGACAACAAAAAUAAAUAAUAAUUAAUUAAAUAUAAAAAAAUUAUAAUAAUUUAAUAAAAAAAUGCCACACUCCAUUAUACACACUACACAAACACACUGUGUAUAUAAUGCAGUGUGUGUGUUUGUAUAGUGUGUGUAUAUAAUGUAGUGUGCAUUAUAUACACACACUAUGCAAACACACUGCAUUAUAUACACACACUACACAAACACACACACUGCAUUAUAUACACACUACACAAACACACACUGCACAAACACACACUGAAUUAUAUAAACACACUACACAAACACACUGCAUUAUAUACACACACUAUACAAACACACACACUCUGCAUUAUAUAAACACACUACAUUCACUAUACACACACUACACAAAUACACACACAGUCUGCAUUCAUUAUAUACACACACACUUUGCAUUUAGUAUAUACAGCAUUCACUUUACGCACACUACACAAACACUCUGCUUUCAUUAUAUACACACUACACUAAUACACACUGCAUCCACUACACACACUAGACAAAUACACACUGCAUCCACUACACACACUAGACAAAUACACACUGCAUCCACUACACAAACACACAUUGCAUCCUCCACACACACUACACAAACACACACUGCAUCCACAACACACACACUACAUCCACUACACACACACUACACAAACACACACAGCUCCCCUGUCACACUGCAUCCACUACACGUGGCAUGUAUAUUUUGUGCAUUUACCUUUAGAAAUAGUUUUUAUUUUCCAAAAUGGUAAAUGUACAGAAUAUCGGCAAAUUAUAUCGGCUAUCGGCCUGAAAGUUCACAUAAUAUCGGUAUCGGUAUUGGCUCUAAAAAAUCAAUAUCGGUCGAUCUCUACUGGAAUCCUUAAGGACAUUCGAGUAAAUAGAUAAUAUCUUUCAAACUACUUGAAAUCCUUUCUCUCCAAAACAAAACAAAAAAAGAAACGUUAAUACAUUUCAAAAUGUAAAAGGCAUAUAAAAAUAUUUAUCAAAGGAGCAAAUGCACACAUCUACUCAGGUGUCAUUCUCCUAGUUAGCUGGGGCCUGUGAUCAGCUAUCAAAUCCUAACCUGCCAAUAUGCAUCUUAAAAAGUACAAAAUAAUAUCCUUGGAUUUAAUGUUAUUGCAUAUUUUACUUUCAGACCUGUGAUGGAAAUACCAACAACAAACCCAUUUUCAGAAGAUCAAGGGCGUUUCUACUUCCAAGAUCUGAUUAAAGGGAUCGAGUACUGUGAGUCCUGGUAGUAUCACACAUAUGGAGCUUUGGAACUUAUUAGCUUAGAAUUAGACAAAAUUAUUAGAACCGUAAUUUACUAUAUUGCAUGGGUUUGCUCAGGGAAAUAGGAGAUGCAGGUGUAAUAUUGGUAAUUUGUACCUAGUGCAUUGGUCAAACACUCCAAGUGGCAAGUGACUCUAAUUUGAUGUACUAUACAGAUAAUGCAUAAAAUAAUCUGAUAAAUAUAGCUACAUUUAAUGCUGCUGUUAUAUUUACAUAGGAAAGUAACAGGAGACAUUCUCUUCUGGUCCGGGAUGACACUACACUAAUUGGGAGCCUCUCAUCCUGCUUUAUAGGGGGCCAACCUGUUGGGGGUGGCCACUGGGAAGUUUCCUAAUAGGCAGAGUCUAAACAAAAUUGCACUUACAUUUCAACCGAUGAGCACCUCAAUCUUCCUUCAUGCAUGUGGGUGCCAGGUAUUGUCCCAUAAAAUCAUGCGUAAACAUUCUCUUUAACAGGCAACCCACUGGGAAUUAUAGGCCAUUUUACUUGUUCGCUGUUUGCCAGUCUGUGCAUUACUUAUCACCUUUGAUUGGUUAUUUUAACUAUAAUGAUCCUUCUUCUCUAAAUUAACUGCUCCUUUUAGGUCCGCACCUGUUAACUAAAUUUAUUGCAGCCAGUCCACCAAUAUAAGACCAUAGCAGGUGGUGGAUGUGGAUUCUUGUAGGGAUACUGUAGGCACCCAGACCACUUAAUCUCAUUGAAGUGGUCUGGGUGCAAUGUCCCUGUCAUUUUAGACCUGCAACUACAUACAUUGCAGAGAGACUGCAAUGUUUACAUUUCACGGUGUGUAUUCCUAACCUGCAACUACAUACAUUGCAGAGAGACUGCAAUGUUUACAUUUCACGGUGUGUAUUCCUAACACUAUAGUGUUCCUUUAAAUGUAUGGUUUAUUCAAGCACUUGAUAAGACAAUGUUUCAACUCAAGUGUGGUCUUUCUGAAGCUUACGUAAAACCUAAGAUGUGAUUGGAAAUGUAUUAUUAUAAAAAUGGUAGAAAGUGUACUAUAAAUACCAUAAUAGCCCUGUGAUCUUCCUCCAGCCGGCAUCGGCUGAGUCGCACUCAAAGACUGGGACUUACCACUCAUCAUUCCUCUCCUCACGGCUUCCGCUGACACAACUCUGUCUAACCACAUGAGUUCUCUUUAUCAUAAUGCAUUAAUCGCUGGCCUCCCCCAUCACCCUUCAUACCUCCUAGGGGACUCAAGCUACCCAGUAAGGCGUCCCUACACCCUCCUGCUGAACUCUCUUGCAGUGGCUACCUCUUACACCAGCUACUCUUAUAAGCAUGUCUCAUCUCAAAUAGCACUUGUUAUGCCUUUCUAGCUAGCUGUACUUAGCAGUGAUACAGUUCAACGUAUUCCUCUAGACACGACUUAGUCUAGUCUGACUCCUGAAUAUGCAGCCCACUAAUCUUAGUAAACACACAACCUGUAUACUGUAUAUUAGCUAGAUAGACGAGAUUAGCCAAGUUCCGACCCUGUCAUAUCCUAAGCCAAGCUAACUUUUACUUUCAGUUUUUUGUCAUUAUGACGCUUAAGAAUAAUCCUGUCUACUUAUACUUACAAAAAAAGUGCACUGUCUUAUUAAUGCCAUGUGAUCAUAUGUGAAUAUUUUAAUUAAAUAGUUUUUAUUGGUUUUAUCACAAAAUACAUAAAACUCAACUAAAUACAAAUUUCUUGACAAUAAUUUCACUUUGACACAACGUUACAUAAUACAUACAAAACAAUUGACCUGUCAGUUUACAAUAUAUUAUACUAUUAUAACACAGUACAGGUAUUACCCUAUAACUGUCAAUUGCCUCGACAUAUUGUCCUCAUCCCGGCUCUUAUGCAAUUUUCCCUAUAACAAACACAUUCCCCAAUCCUCUAUCUUAAUCAAUUUUUAACACCCAUACCCUAAAAAGGAGGAUAAGCUGAAGAUAUGACCAACUUCUAUACUAAAUGAGUAGACUCUAUACAAAUAUAUAUAAAAAAUAGAAAAUAUAAAGAUCAUAAAAAAAAAUAAAAUAAAAAUAACUUUAAGCCUAGGAGUGAGACAAAUCCCAAGAUGUAUCUUUGGGUACCUAUAAACUACCACACACAUACCACAUUCAUUGUUCCAAGGAUCUAAAGGGACGGUGGGCUGACGAAGAGGAGUAACUAUAAUAAGAUUAAUCCAAGGGUCAAACCGUAAUCAUCCCAGAGUGCCCAUCUAUAUUCCGGAUCUGUAGAACCCCUUAAGUACCCAUCUUCUCUUUCUAAUGUUCUAUUUCUCUGCAUCACCCUCUCUACUUCUGACCACUUUGGGAGCUCUCCUCCCUUCCAAUUUACAGCAAUUAACCAUUUAGAAAUCGAUAGACUCUGAAGGAGAAGGGAUUUUAAUUCUUUCAUACGAUGACAAGGUAAAAGAUGGAAUAAAGCCAGUUCUGAGGUUAAGUUAAUAUUUUCACCUGCAAUUCGAGAUAUCCCAAUAUUUACCUCCUGCCAGUAAAUUUGAAUGUAGGGGCAGGACCACCACAUAUGCAUUGCUGAGCCUACUUGAUUACAGCCCCGCCAGCAUAAUUUAUAUGUGUAAUCUUUCUUUAUUUUCCAAAGUUUUAGCGGAGUUACAUACCAUCUAUUUAAAAUUUUGAAGUAUGUUUCCCUGUAUGAAACCUGUUUAAUUUAACGGUUGAGGUGAAAGCUCCCACCCAUACUUCUAUGGGCCAGGAUUGACUCAAUUCUUCUUCCCAAAUUCUUAUACUUAGAGAUUUACUAUCUAACUCCCUAUCUAUUAAAAUAUUAAAACAUUUUGACAGCAAAUGCUUCUUAUUUGUUGAGCUUAUUAUUUUUUCACAAGCUGUCAAUUGUCUAAACUGCUUUAAAUGAUAACUUGAGGAUGAAAUCUUAGCCUUCAACUGGUUAGAUUCCAUCCAUAAACUAGAAGGGACCUUAAAGUUAGAUUGUAGAUACUCAAAUGAAAAAAAUCGAUUAUUAACAUAUAAAUCAUUUAAGUGUCUACAUCCCAGUUUCCACAGCCUCUCAAGCAAGGGAGACUGAAUAUGAUCCCACUGCCAAACAGUAGGAGUAAUAGGGCUUGGUAAUGGAAUCAGAGAAUAUUUACAGUUCAAUUUCAGCCAACAUUUAGCAAUAUACCAAGUUGUCGAAUCUUUAAUCUUUACUAUGCAUUAGGACACCGGAUACAUCAUCUCGAUAGAUUAUUGAGUUCAGAUGUGUUUGUUUAAAAAAAAAAAAAAAAGCUUCUAUCGACAUCCAAUUACUGUUCUUUUCCUCUUCCUCCCAUCUCAGGAUGUGUGCCAAUAGGGCGGCUUCCUGAUAUCUCUUAAUGUCUGGGUAUGCUAACCCUCCAUUAGAGAAAUUUUUAACCAAAAUCGGUAUCUUAAUUCGCAUUCUUUUAUUCUGAUGGAUAAAUAGAUCAAUCGCCCUCUGCAGCUUACUAAGCAAAUAAAUGGGACACUGCCAGGGUAUACAGCGCAUGAUAUAGAUGAUCUUAGGUAAUAUUGUCAUCUUAAUCGCUGCUAUUCUACCCGACCAGGAGAUAUUGAGAUUUUUCCAUGUAGCCAAAAUUUGCAUUAUAUUCGAGUAAACUAAUUGAUAAUUAACUGUUAGUGUUCUUUUCAUUUCAACAAAGAGUUUUAUCCCUAAAUGAGUUAUUGAAUGUUGCCAGUUAAAUGGAUAUAAUUGAAUUAAUGCAUUUUUCACAAUUCGUCCCAUAUUAAACGACAAUGCUUCAGAUUUCUUUACAUUUAACUUAUAAUUGGAAACUACACUGUACUCGGCUAUAAUAUCUUGAAGAGCUUAUAAAGAUUUUUCAGGAUUUCCUAGUGUUAUUAUUACGUCAUCCGCAUAAAGGGAAAUGACUUGGUGCCUUUGGUUUACUUCUAUUGCUGUUAUAUCUGAAGAUUCCCUAAUCGCAAUUUCCAACUAAUGGAGAUAGUGGGCAACCUUGCCUGGUGCCGUUUGAAAUACCAAACCUCACUGAACGAAAGUUUUGGCCGAUAACACUAGCAGUCAGUGAAGAGUAUAAUGCAGCUAUCGCCUGUUUAGACAGGGAGAGGAACAUAAAGCCCCAUUCACCCUGUCAAAGGCUUUCUCAGCGUCAAGUCUUACGAAGAUUGCUGCUAUUUUAUUAUAUUUGAUUACUGAGAUUAAAUUUAAUAAUUUCCUGAAAUUAUCUGAACCCAAUCUCCCCUGAAUAAAACCCGUUUGAUCCAAAUUAAUCAGUUUGUGGAUAUAUUGAUUCAAUCUCUCCGCCAAAAUUUUAGCGUAAAUCUUUAUAUCCACAUUGAGCAGAGAUAUAGGUCUAAAAUCACUGCAUUCUGGUGUUGGUUUAUUUGUUUUAGAAAUUGUUAUUAUUUGUGCUUCCAACAACUCCGGGUGUGCUUGGCCUGUUUUCUUAAUUUCAUUUAAUGUUUGGUACAGGUAGUUAGAGAUCAUAUGUGAAUAUAAACCUGGUUGCAUCAGCUGUUGUGGCAGUGCACAACCUCAUGUUACUACUUAUCUGCAUGAAUAAAAUAAAGAAUACCAUAAUAGACAUCAACCUAUAUUAAUAAGAUAAUCUUUUUCAACAAAAGUAAAAUAAAAAACAAAAAGUGAUCGAUAGUACAAUGCAAUAUAUAUGUUUUCCUUUACAGUGCAUUAUCAGAAGAUUAUACACCGUGAUAUUAAACCAUCUAACCUCUUAGUGGGAGACGAUGGUCACAUUAAGAUUGCAGACUUUGGUGUCAGUAACCAAUUUGAAGGGACCGACGCAUUUUUAUCAAACACAGUAGGGACGCCUGCUUUCAUGGCUCCUGAGACCCUGUCUGAGACACGCAAAAUAUUUUCAGGAAAGGUAACUGUCACCCAGACUCUCUUUCUAAAGAGCAGGUACAGACUUAAUAGUUGGUUAAGUGUGUGUAUUGUUGUUGGUGUUUUUUUAUGUUUUUUGUUUUUUAACCUUAUAUCAUUUGUUCUAGAACUAGUUUGUAAAAUAUAACUGUUAUACAAGAUUUUCCGAUACGGGAACUCAAGUACAUCGGAUAUAUUAAAAAUGUGGGAUCCUCCACAAGUUGCUGCUCUUCAAAUCCAUAUAAAUAUCUGCUAUUAAAUUGUUUUGUGCUAUCUAAUAUCCCCAAUCCCUCUCCUUGUAUUUAAUUUGUUUGAACAUUGUGGAGAAAGACAGAGGAUGUAACACAAAUGCUGGACUGUAAAUAUACCGCCUUCUGCAAUUCUUUAUAUUUAUUUAUUUAUUCUCCUCUUAUAUUUUAAGGCUCUUGAUGUUUGGGCUAUGGGAGUCACCCUGUACUGUUUCACGUAUGGUCAGGUAAUUCACACUCCUUGUUUGCUAUUAAACACAUGUGUGUGUAUCUUAACCCUUGCAAGACUAAGCAGAACUUUUCACUGUUUCCUUGGUAAAGGAAUUGGUUAAGAUAUUGAAAUUGGUAAAGGGUGUUUGGUUUUUGUUUCUUUGUUUUCUGGGGGGUUUUUUGUGUCCACACAACUUAUUGCAUCAUGCACCUUCUUGUAGGGAGUCUUAAUAUGAUUAUGCACCACUUUUAUAUGAAUCUUUUAUCAUACACAUAGGCUCAUGUUAUAGUAAUGAUUGAUGUUGCAUUUAUAAUGUAUGUUUUUCAAAAGUAAAACAAAUAACAGUAGUAAAAACACAGUAAUUACAGCAGCAUAACAUGCAUUAUAAGUGCAAUACAGUUCAAAGAUUGUAAACAAAAAAUAAUGGGUACAUAGUAGGAGUUUGGAGACACCCCCUCAAAUAUUGACACAACAUUGUAGUCAGGAUUUUAUUUAGUGUGUGUGUGUGUGUCACUUUUACCUGCCUGCAGUUUGUUAAAGCAUUUUGUAUAUAUUUAAUUUUUCUAUUGAAAUUCUAUAUUUUGGUGGAACAUAAAACCAUUUUGCAGUACGAUUAACAUUAUUUGUCCAUACCACAUUUAAUAGCAUAUAAUCUACAUAAGUCUUUAUGUAGUAUGUGGAUAACUAAAAAAGUAUAAUCAUAAAUUUUUAUUUUUAUUUUUUUCUCUUAUUUUUUUUUGUAUUUUUCUAUUUCAGUGCCCUUUUAUGGAUGAAAGGAUUUUAUCUCUUCAUAGCAAAAUAAAGAACCAACCUUUAGAAUUACCUGAUCAGUAAGUCCCCUACUUGUUUUGACAGUCAGUACUUAGGAAAUGGUCCAAUGAGUAUGUCCGUGCUAUCUGUCAGGUAGAAGGUGUGAAUAGGAAUGAUGACUGCAAAUUGUAACUUCAGCAUUUUUAUGUCUGUGAGUCUCCUCCAGGCCAUAGUCAAAAACUAAUGGAAGCAAAAAGAAAAUCUAUAUGGUUUGAUUUCAUUUUAUAUCUUGUCUCUUCAGGCCAGAUAUAUCUGAGGACUUGAAGGACCUGAUUCUACGGAUGUUGGAUAAGAGCCCAGAAUCUAGAAUUACUGUCCCUGAAAUAAAGGUGAUCUACACUGGUAUAUAAAAUUAAACCGUUAUGUACCGGAAUUCUAAAAGUUAAUGGUUUUUAUCCAGUCCAAGAGAGAUGCCGGGCACAGAUUAAAUUUCCAUUUCUAAAUGUAAACUUGAAUUCGCACAGGUUCCAUUUUAAUCUUCACUUACACUAUAAAAGUAGUGCCAUCAAAAUAGCAAUCAAAUAAUAAAGGAGAAAUAAAAGUAGAGCAAGCAUUGACAUUGCCAUAAAGUCGUGUAGGCUUACUUGGUCCCAGCACUCAGUGCCAUGCAUUUUGGAUGAAAUAUGAUAAUGCAAAACCCUGUUUUCUUUGUCAGCAUACUUCGAAAUGGUUUGAUCUAAAAACCAAAGGGAAGGUGCUCAUGCCACAGUUCCUACAAUUACACAACGCAGUCAUUUAACAUUUACCUGUGUGUUUCAUAUGUAUUCAAAUGCUUACCCCAAUUCCACAAAAACUGUAAAAAUAAAAAAAAAGAAAAGUACUGAUUUGCAAAGUGGAAACACAAUAUUUCAUAAACAAAAUCUUAUGAUGUAUUAAUUUGGAGUUAUAUAAAGGAUUUAUUUUAAUAAAUUGUGAGUUUUGGUCAAUGUCAGUUGCACAUUAGAAAUAGUAAGUUAACUGUUAAUUUGUAUAUUUUGAAUAAUAUUUCUGAGAUUUUCAUUAUAUAAUUCCAGCAUACGUGGUUUGCAUUUGCUGUUUCAUAACAAGACAGUUUUCCAUUAUGGAACAUUUGCAGACGCUAUGCUGGCAUUUGCUAUUCUUUUCGUUACAUACCUUUUUACUCUCUAGAAUGGUAGUUAUGGUGCUGAUCCCUGGAAUAAUUCUAAGAAGUCCAUAUUGAGAAUCCUUUUUACAUUCUCCAGAGUAAUCACUAGCUUAAGACCCAGUUCAUUAUAUUAAUUAUUUUCCCCAGUGAUACAAAACAGAUUUGUCCUAAUACUCCUUUUUCAUUUUUCUGUCCUAACGGCACACUAUAUAUGCGUCUGCAUACUGUAAUGUGCUCUAACUCUUGUCAUUGUAUAUACUAUAUCGCUGUUACAUCCUUUUAAGCACUAGUAUGAACUGAACUCUCUUCAUUCCCUUGUCUGUUGUAACUGCAGUUUGAUAAGAUUUGUCCAGGAGAUAUAACCAUAAAAGCCCUGCUAGCAGUUUCCUCUGGUUGGUUAAAGAACAAAUCCAUUGUACUUUGUGAGGAAAUAUCGUAUUAAAAUACUCUUUUUUUUUUUUUUUUUUUUCAUAGUUUUCUAGACAAGCUAUCACAUGUACAUAUCAAACACAGUAUUGUUUAAUAAUUUAAUAAAACAAACUUAAUGAAAUGUUCGCAGGCAUAUUAUUCAUAAAGCCCUCAUCUAAGUAAGUAUUUAGAAACUGAUAAACAUGACAUAUAUAACAAACAUAAAAGGUUAAGCUGUAUAUUGUUGGGCAUUUUGUUUCAGGCUUCUAUUGGGAAAAAAAAUGGUAUCAGAUAAUAUUGCAGGAUUGUAUAAAGGUGUUUGCCUUAGAAAAGUAGAUCAGCAGCUCAGGACAACCAGCUGUCCCAGAAUUGAAAAGCAAUCUAGUAAUUUUGUCACAGGAUAUUUAAGGGGGCAAAAUAGCUGUAAAAGUGUGCAGUUCAGAUUUUUGCACUUGAGUUAUACACAGACUUGUAUAUUAAGAUUCCAAUUAGGCUUUAUACAUCGUACAAAUGCAAAGCAAAAAAAAAUACAAUUAAAUGUAUAAUGCUUGAUUAAAUAUCACUAUUUGUAGAUCUCCCUUUAAAUUCACCAGUGUGGCUAUAUUUGCCUAAAUUUUGCUGUACUUGCUGUCUAUAAAUACUGUAACUUUAAGACUAUUCUGAAAAACUAUUUGUGGCGAACAUAACCUCGCCACGGGCUCUUGGAGGAGCCUGCUUGCCAGCCUCCUGCCUCAGGACUAUGGGCCCUGCAAUAUACACUUUAAAAGGCACUGUUCGGAGGGGUGGAGCCGGACCGCCAUGCUGAGCGGACGCACAGAGGAAUAGCUCCUGAAAACCUAUCUAAUCUUAGCCCCUAAAAACCUUCCCAAAGAACCUGCAGCUUUCCCCCUUGUGCAAGAAGCAACCCUGGUCCCGAGGAGAGGCUUGCCGCGAGGUUUUAUUCCCUCGAUGGGGCAAUCCCUGUCACGCAAGAUGGAGACCGCUCAGGCUGUGAGCGGGGUGGACGGCCGCUGCCCCGCUGUCCUGCCCACCAGCGGUUCGGCAGAACCAAGAAGCUAGGCGGAUCUGGCCCUGUUCUCCCCCACUGGGCCGGCGGGGGUGAUCCCGGUCCCCAUCCUGUGACCCAAUGAAGUGCCACAACACCACCGAGAGUCCGAUCCCAAGAUGGCGGAGACCGCAUGGCAACUCCAAGAGAGCCGCCGGAUACGCCCUCCUCUCCUGCUCCCACACGGGCGGAUGGCUGAACCUACCAGAGAGGGUACCGGCAAGUAAGAGCCAAACUCCCACGAACUAAGGAGGAGCAGCACUAGAGUCCAACACAAUGGUGGGUACUGACCCCAAAGAGGGAAAACGUUAUAAAGCACAGGACUAACCUGCCACAUCGCCCAGCUUCCCGCAAAGGGCCUGAAUCAUAAUGUCUGCCCACCCAUAGCCACUAUGCAGGGACUCUCUCCAUGCCUAAGACAGGCACCGGGUUGGACAGCAAGUGACCCAAGAAGGGAUCCUAGACCCCCUUACAAUACCACCCUAUGGGACUAUAAGCACAGUGGCAGCCAUUAAGCAUUCUGCCUUACUACAGUGACCUACGCCGCAUACUGAAGGGUCGCCAUAAAUGCCGACAAGGAUUCUCGCCGGACCGACUCAGGGUUAACAUGGGCUUGUAAUUUUAAGCGUUAAAGCACAAUCCUUAUUGUUGACACUACUCUUAUGUUUUAAGCUUCAGUUUCUAACAUGUGCUCCAAGCUUGCUCAAAUCUAUUAUUUUCCUUCUUGUGACCUACAUAUUUUACUACAAGCUUAAGUGUACCCAACUAUGAUACUCGAAUGUUAUAUGAAUACUUAGCCUAGCAUGUUAUAUUAUACAAAAAAAAUGUGCAAGUUGUCUACAUGCCAUGUUUAUGUUACAUCUAAUGUAAACCGCGCUUGUGAAAGUAAUCUCAUGCGCACCAAAAAAAUAAAUGUUAAAAAAAAGGCUCUGUUCGUGUGAUUUGGGAUUAUAUUAUUCGGGAACUGAACAACCACAGGAACCAGAGACCACCCGUGUGCUUGUUAAGCCCAAUUGACACCUUGAGUUCCACUGCAGUGUUCUAAUUGUUCUGCUGGGUGGCCGCAAUUCAUAUAAACGACCACGAGGUGGCGGCCAUCUUGUUCGCAUGUACGCAGGCAGCGGAGUUUGCUCAUCGAGUUCAUGUAACUGAAAUCGGACAUUGAAACUCUCGAACAUCGCUGGACUUCAUCGCUUGCGUUCGGUUCUAUACAACUUAGAAGGGCACUGUUCAGUGGCAUAGUUCCCACGAACAAGGUGAACAAGCUACACAUGUUAACUAUAGAUUCAGUUCGGUAUUUUAUGAACUUUUACACUCCCGAAAGAGACCGACCGUUUGCACUGAUUUCAUGGAUUUUGGGCAUAGGACCAUGUGUGUGGUCCAUCAAAUAAUUGACUUCCAUGGAAAAACUGAACCACUGAACCGAUCUGGGUGAUUUUUGGAUCUGUUGGUCACUCAGAUCGGGGCUAUGGGAGAAUAUAUGUGGGGUUUCUAUGGAUUAUGGGGGUACUUUUGGUAUGUUUAUAAACUGUAUGUUUUGGUUUUUUUUUGUUCCUCAGAGAUUAUUCAAUUAUAUGUUUGCUUCUCAGAUAAUUAUCUCUCAGGCACAAGGGGUUUUUGCAUAAAAGGCUGUGUGUGGUCUCCAAUAAAAUAGUUUACCCCCCAGCAUUCAGUCUCAUCUAAUGUUUGUGGGGGAAAGCUAUACCUGCUAUAAUCACUUGCUAUACUGCUCUUUGGAUUACUAUACCUGCUAUACUCUCUUGGAGGAGAGGUCUUCCCACUGGCAACUGGAUCCAGGUGUUGGUCCAGGGUGGGAAGGGACGGCGAGACCCCAGCCAAGCUGUGGCGGCUAAAGAGACUAUGGUGCUUAUAAUACUUUGUCAGAGUAUUUAUAUCGGCAGACAUUUUGUGCUAUGAUAGAAAUUAAAAGUGUAUAUUCUGAGUCACUCUGAACAGACCAGACUCCAUUUUAUUAUUUUCAAGUUAACAAAAAGACACAAGAUUUCUAUCUGUAAAACUAACCACUUUGCCAGAGCUAAAGGAAUGCAUAGUAUAAACAAACCAAGUGAUAAGGAGAACGGGGGUUGGAUAGACUGUCUAAAAUGCUAAUGGAAUAUAAUCAAUUCUAAACCCAGACAUUUGUGACAGAGGAGAUUAAAUAAUAAAAUUUUACUUUCUAUAUGUAUAAGGUACCAUUGUACGGAAAAGGUUAAACUUAAUUCAUGAUCUGCCAUAUCAGAAAUUAUAGCAGGAAUUGCGGACACUAAGUCUGGACAAAACUUAAAGAAACUGUUUGAACUGACAGCAAAUCUAAAUUAUGGCCACUAUAAAGAUAGGCCAAAAUGACGUCAAAAUAGCCACCAGGAAAAGUUAACUCUUUCCUGGAUAGGUAUGUUUAGUGGGACAAGACUGCCCUCUAUAGACCAAAUACCUAAAUUGCGAUCCCUAGAUAACCACACCUCUAGUGCUUCUAUUGGGUUAUCAACUGAUGACGUACAGAGAGUCUGGCCCUUUAAAAGUUAGGACAAAGGGAAGACAGGGGGAUGCAAAGGUUGAAAGAAGGAAAAAGAGGAGAGAGGAAUUGGAAGUUUGGGGACUCCAACUCAGACAUGCAGAGAAACGCAGGACAACAUCUGAGACUAACACUCUACUCUUAAAACUCUAACACUUAGAAUUUUACUGACUUUCUAACCAACACCACCUUUCACCAUAACUCAUGCACCUACAGACAUCCAAAUAAGUUCCUGAGACUAUCUACCAAUCGGAUGAAAUAUCUACUCAACUGGUAAUUAUACGGUUUUCAUUUAAUUAAUUAAAUUAAUUAAAAUUUACUAAUAGCAUGAUAUAUAUGACUGGAUAAAUCACGGUCAGAUUUCCAUAUUUAAGAAAUCUUAGUUAACUAAAGAAUAUAUAAUUAUAAACAUUCCAUUCUGCAGGUGGAAUUAAGAAUAAUUAUAUAUUGAUGUGAUAUUAUCACAUGUUAGCAUACCGCUGUUUUUAUCCAGGUGUAUUGAUUUGCUCUAAUAUAAGAUAAGAUAUCUUUUUAGGCGAAUUAAAAUCUGCUUAUAUAACAUGGUAGAUUCUCUUAUUGGAUGGUUCCAGGAAAUGACUAAUGAACUGGUUUAAAUGUUAUUUUAUUUAAAAUAACAUAAGAAUAGAUCUUAAUUACCUAGGAGAUCUAGCCAGCAUUGAAAGGGUUAUUCUAACUGUUAGCCAGGGUUUUAUGGCCCUUCGCUGUGAAAAGCUUUCUCUCUGUGAAAGAUACCUCAUAAAUCGUGUAAGACUUGACAGAAAAUGCUGUUUAGCCAUUGAAACGUGUAUAGCCAUUCCUUUGUAUUGCAUAUCAUUUUAUACUGGAUAUUCAUUGAUUAUUGUCACGCAUGUUACAUAUUAUUAUUAUUAUUAAUUAAUUUGUUAUUAUAAAAUAAAAUCUAUUUUUAUAACAACAUUGUGAUAUUAUUUAAAUGAAAUACUUUCCACAUAACACGAUAAACGUUCUUUGGGGUCUGAGAAUUGAAUUAGUGGGCAAUUCUCACUGUUUAUUAUUAUUAUCCCAUAAAUAUCCCCACAACUUGUUGAUACUAGGAAGCAGCGGGGGGGUACCUAGUAUGAGUGCCAGACGGUCUGCCACACUAUCAUUUUAUAUUGUCAGUCCAUAUCGAAUCUUUGUCUUUAUCCUGAAUUCUAUAUAGACAACUAUGAGUAUUGAACUUAAAAUUAAGAACGUUCCGGUGUUCUGUUCAAUUUAAACAUACAAACAAUGUAUAUGUUCAACUUAUUGUUUCCAAAUGUUUAGCAGAUAAUCUCUUCUUUUAUUUGUCAAGUUGACUUCUCAGUUUAAGUUCAAAAUUUUCAUCAAAACUUGAUGAAAGUUUAGACCUGGGGUGUCCAACCUGCCGGCCCAUGCGGCCCAGGACCGCCAGCAGUGUGGCCUGGUUGCAGUCUGGGUAGAGAGGGACUGGAGUGGCCCACCCGGGCAGACAGCUCUAAAAAUUAAAAAAAUGCCAUUCAAGUAAUUUUCUCCUCGGAUUGUGACAGCCUGUGUCAGUCCGAGAGGAUUAAUGAAUGGGGCGCUGGGGGCUGCUGCAGCUGUGUUUAGGGUGCUGGCCGCCAGAGAGAGCAGUGUCAGGCUCCCUUCACAAUUUUCGGCAAUUCCGUGUCCAUGUUCCACCACUGCACACAAGCGCCGCCUCCCACAAAUAAGUCCCACCCACACAUGCAAGCUCUGCCCCCGCACUCAAGCAGGAAGGGAUCAGGAAAUGGCUCCCAGUUUCUUCAGUGCCAGGUAAGCUUCAGCUAAUUUGUCAGUGACUUUGUGUGUGCUUGCUAGUAAGUGUCAGUGAGCUUGUAUGUAUAUAUACACACUACAUAGCACAGUGAUUAAUGUAAUUUUUGUGUGUGAUUUGUCAGUGAUUGUGUGUGGUGUGGGGUCUGUGUAUGUUUGUGAUUGUGUUUGUGUAAGUCAGUGAUUAUGAGUGUGGGUCUGUGAUUGUGUGUGCAUAUCUCUAAUAAUGUGUGGGUCUGAGAUUUUUUGUUUGUAGGUAUGUGAUUGUGCGUAUAGGUCUGUAAUUGUAUGUGUGUGUGGGUCUGUGAUUGUGUGUGCAUGUAUGUGAUUGUGUGUGUGUGGUCUGUGAUUGUGUGUGUGUAUAUCUGUGGUUAUGUGUGCAUAUACAUGUGCAUGUAUUUAGUAGAUAGCUCCUAUAUUUGGUAGCCUUAAAUAUGGUAAUUCCACAUAAGGAUAACAAAUAAGGGAGUUAUCUACUAAACAAAAUUAAUAAAAGGGGUUUUUAUGUUUUAUUAUAUAAAUUAAUUAUAUUAUAGAUUGUAUGUGUGGCCCCAGACAAUUUCUCUGCGCUCAAUGCGGCCCAAGGAAGCAAAAAGGUUGGACACCCAUUUUAAACCAGUGAUGGCUAACCUUGACACCAUAAAUUGUUUCAGGAAUACAUUUCCCAUGAUGCUCAGCUAGCUUUAGUUUAAACCAGUGAUGGCUAACCUUGACACCAUAAAUUGUUUCAGGACUACAUUUCCCAUGAAGCUCAGCUAGCUUUACAUGGUGGUUUAAAUGAAGUUCAGUUACCAAGGUUUUAUUUGAUCACACAAUCCCUUUCUUGUCUUUAAUUAUAACACAGCCAAGAGAGCUAUGUUUGCUUUUAUUGUAUUGGCUUUUCUUUACUGCUUUUAGGAAAGCUGCCAAAAGCACUUUGUGUAUAGAAAUGUGUUUCUAGGGAAUAAUAAAGAAACGCAUCCAUUUGGAAUGUUCACUGUUCUAGAAAUGAUUUUAAAAAGUAAUGUAUAAAUGUGUUGUGUGUUAGUAUAUUACAUAAUGUAUAAUACUGGGCUCCAGUGCUGCUAGCCAGACAUAAUAGCUACUAGCCACUGCAUCAUGUGAUCUCUGUUAAUGAAGAUGGCCAUGGUCCUUAUUUAAUUCAUAAUAUUUUUAGUCUUUGCACAUGAAUGUCUAUGAGGAGGAGAGAGGCACUUACUUAUGAUCUCCUUCUUCUAUAAAUCCAUCGGUGGGCCUUUUGUUGCAGCAUUUAUAGUACUUUAUUUUUAAUUUUUUUUACAUAGCUACAUAGCUUUACCUGCUCUACUGUUAAACGAACACUGUAGGCAUGGUCUUCAUCUCAUUAAAUAGUUAUAGUAUCUGGAAUCUCCAAGUUCCAUAAUUUCAUUUAGUGAAUCCCCAGCAGCUGCUUGGGCUAAUGAGAAAUAUUAGCCUGAGCAGCAAUGGGAAGCUAUGAUUGGCUGAGAGUGUCAGCUGUCUGUUUUAGGCUAUCAGAGCUCCAACUGAUUGCAUAAAGAGUAUGACUACAAGGAAGUGUGUAAUCUCUGCCUUCGCUACACCUCCAGAAGGGGCUGGACUGUGGGUGGCCAGGGAUCCUUAUUUAGCGUGAAACUGCUCAAACCUGAUUUAACACUGAAUGGAGGGACAGUGCCUGGGGAAUCCACACGCUAUAAACAAUUUAAACAAUUCAAAGAGAUGAAAUAGUUAUCGUGACAAAAUUAAAAAAAUGCAUUGAGCUGGCAUAGCAAGGCAUUGUUUUUGUCUCCGCUGAUUGAAGUAUAAAUGUUUGUUCUUGCAAAGAAUUCUGAUUUUAAAAUGGAAUCUUUUUAGUGUCCUUUAAUGCAAUAUUUCAUUUUUUGAAGGUGCAUCCUUGGGUAACCAAACAUGGUGCUGAGCCACUGCCAACAGAGGAUGAAAACUGUACUUUGGUGGAAGUGACUGAAGAAGAGGUGGAGAAUUCAGUCAAGCACAUCCCAAGUUUGGCCACAGUGGUGCGUUCAAACACCAACUAAACUCUACAUUGCCUUGUAUUUACUCACUCUGUACUGUCCAUUUGGCAUAUUUUGUUCAAUAGCAAAACAUGCUAUAGUGGAUUGUUAGGUGGUAAGACACAAAAAUAGGUGGUGGACAUUUUAUUAUUUUCCACCUCUAUGAAGUGCACAAGGUAAACAGCAUGUAGCAUUCUUCUUUAAUUUAGGUCUUAGGAGACUAGCAUUCCCUGAUACGUAUCUACAAUAAGUAUGACUACUGCAGUUAACCAAUCAUUUCGAUUUACCUAUUGCAGUGUUUGUCCGUGGAAUACUUUGUACCAUUAUAUCCCUUGAUCUCCUGUAUUCGGUGUGAAAUUAGCCUUCAACUUAAUUUUCAGUACUAUGCCUUUAUUAUGUUAACCAUGUGAUUUUUAUAUGUUCUUGAUAAAUAUCUUAGGGCAACACAUCUUCUCUAAAACUGCUAUUGGGUUUGCAUUAAUGUUCUCACUCUUACACUACAAAUGUUUCCUUCCUUUCAAAGAAAGGCUUAAACAGGCCUAAUAAGACACUGCAAUACACAUCUUGAGACUAGAUAUUGGACCAAGAGAUUGGCAAUAAUGGAUUUUAUUUUAAGGAGACAAUGUAGGCACCCAGACCACUUCAGCCCAUUGAAGUGGUCUGGGUGCCAACUCCCAUCACCCUUAACCCUGAGCAAGUAAUUAUUGCAAUUAUUCUAAACUGAAAUAAUUACCUGCUAAGGUUAAGUCCUCCACUAGUGGGUGUCUACCAGACAGCCACUAGUGUGACUUCCGUGUUCUUACAUGAAUAAUGCUUUCCUAUGGAGAGAUCCUAAUGCGAGCGUGGCCGUCUCCGCUCAUGUGCAUUAGGUCUUCACCGCCGGAGGCGGGGGAGGAGCAUGGGCGAAGAUGAGCCAGCGCCUCGGGAAGGGGCCUUGACAGAAGGGGAAGCUACAGUGCGGAGAAAACGAGUUAAAUUAUUAAAUAAUUUAGCCAUUGGGGUUUAGUAAAAUACUUCACUACUUCCAUCAUUUUCUCCGACCAUUUUUGAAAGAAUGCAUAUGAUUGGUUGCAAAUGUGAAUUAAUUGCUUAUAGCGUUCCACAUUAGUACAUGGCUAUUAUUCCUUCACAGAUCUUGGUGAAAACAAUGCUCCGAAAGCGUUCUUUUGGGAAUCCGUUUGAGGGGGGUAGGAAAGAGGAACGAUCUUUAUCUUCACCGGGAACCUACUUACGUAAGCAAACUUCUUAUUUCUAUAUAUCAUUUUUUUUAUAUAUAUAUAUAUAUUAUUUAAGAGACCGGUAUCGAUGAUGUUAGAAAAGAUGAAUUUUAGUAAAUAAUUCUUUAACACAACCAGCGCCUGUAGAGGACGAAUGUGAUACCAUUCUUUUUGGACGCUCUGUGAAGUUAAUUGCAUUCAGAAAGGUUGGUGUAAACUUGGGAGGGAAUUGAUUGGUUUUAUUGAGUCUUUUUGCUGCAUGUUAAAUAGGAAAUCUGCCAAUCUGAUUUUGCAAACUUAUAUUAUGUAUGCAUAAUGUGUUCUAGCAUUUUAUAUAAACUGGGCAGGUGGGGAGUUAGUAUAUCAUUUCCAGAUACAGAUGUAUGGGGUUGUAUAUCUGUGUGUAUUUAAAGGGAUUAUGUUGUACAGAAUAUGACAGAGUCUGUUUUUUGGGGGGGGUUGGGGCGGUUUGCAUUUAUUGCUCCUUCUAUAUAUUGUUGUUGUAGUUUAGCAGGCAAAUGCAUAAAGAUUAUUUGACAUAUCUCUGCUACAUACGUGCAUGGAGAGACUUCAAGAUGGCUUUGAGCAGGCAGAUGCCCUCAGAUUACUUGUACAGCAACCUAUAUUGCUUUCCACUAGGUUUAUAAUGGAAAUAUUUGCUGGUGAUUUUUACUGCAAAUGUAUAGAUUGAAAUUGAAUACCUACCUGAUGCUGACCGUGUAAUCAUUGUCCCUUAAAGAUGCAGUAUUUCAUGAUUCUUACCAAUUUCCUCUCAAUUCUAGAAAAAAAAAGUCAGGAAAUAUAAGGCAUACCUCCAGUCAUAGAAGCAAAAGGUAACAAAAGGACAGCUUUUAGAAUGAGCACUCUUACCUAUGCACCUUAUCUAACACAGCUUUGCAUGGUACAUAAACACCAUGUAUUAUUCCAAGCAUUACGAGGCUUGGCACAUUUUACUGAUCUUACUAAUAUUCAGUUUGAUUUAUUAUGUUUACACCAGUGAAGACACACAUUUUUCUUCCCAUUGUGACACACAAUGGGUCCAACUAAUUUUUGCUGUUCUGGUACUGAUGUUAUAUACAGAAUACUACAAACGAAUCAGAUGCCUUUUAAUUUACGCCCAAACUAAUUAAUCCGUCCGGGAUUUACUUGUGGGGUCUUAUUCAAUAGCUCACAAUGUACGUUCAAGCUAAUUGAUCCGUCCGUGAUUUAACUGCCUCCACAGGUAAAUCCCGGAUUAAUUGAUUUGUUUGGGUGUAGGUUAAAAGGAAUUUGAUAUUAUUAUUAAUAUUAUUAUUGCCAUUUAUAUAGCAACAACAGAUUCCAUAGCGCUUUGUACCACCUGAAAAUAAUUUGUGCACAAGUCUACAUACAGGUGAUACUCGAAAAAAUUAGAAUAUUGUGCCAAAGUUCAUUUAUUUCAGUAAUGCAACGUAAAAGGGGAAACUAAUAUAUGAGAUAGACGCAUUACAUGCAAAGCAAAAUAGUUCAAGCCAUGAUUUGUCAUAAGUGCGAUGAUUAUGGCUUACAGAUCAUGAAAACCCCAAAUCCACAAUCUCAGUAAAUUAGAAUAUUGUGAAAAGGUGCAAUAUUCUAGGCUCACAGUGUCCCACUCUAAUUAGCUAAGUAAGCCAUAACACCUGCAAAGGGGUUCUGAGCCUUUAAAUGGUCUCUCAGUCUGUUUCAGUAGGAAUCACAAUCAUGGGGAAGACUGCUGACCUGACAUUUGUGCAGAAAACCAUCAUUGACACCCUCCAUAAGGAGGGAAAGCCUCAAAAGGUAAUUGCGAAGGAAGUUGGAUGUUCCCAAAGUGCUGUAUGAAAGCACAUUAAUAGAAAGUUAUGUGGAAGGGAAAAAGGUGCACAAGCAGCAGGGAUGACCGCAGCCUGGAGAGGAUUGUCAGGAAAAGGCCAUUCAAAAGUGUUGGGGACUUUCACAAGGAGUGGACUGAGGCUGGAGUCAGAGCAUCAAGAGCCACCAUACACAGAUGGAUCCUGGACAUGGGCUUCAGAUGUCAUAUUCCUCUUGUCAAGCCGCUCCUGAACAACAAACAACGUUAGAAGCGUCUUACCUGGGCUAAAGAAAAACAGACCUGGUCUGUUGCUCAGUGGUGCAAUAUCCUCUUUUCUGAUGCGAGCAAUUUUUGAAUCUCAUUUGGAAACCAAGGGCCCAGAGUCUAGAGGAAGAAUGGAGAGGCACACACUGCAAGAUGCUUGAAGUCCAGUGUGAUGUUUCCACAGUCUGUGUUGAUUUGGGGAGCCAUCUCAUCUGCUGGUGUUGGUCCACUGUGCUUCAUUAAUUCCAGGGUCAACGCAGCUGUCUACCAGGAGAUUUUGGAGCACUUCAUGCUUCCUUCCGCAGACAAGCUUUAUGGGGAUGCUCACUUCAUUUUCCAGCAGGACUUGGCACCUGUCCACACUGCCAAAAGCACCAAAGCCUGGUUCAUUGACCGUGGGAAUACUGUGCUUGAUUGGCCAGCAAACUCGACUGACCUCAAUCCCAUAGAGAAUGAAAGAGCUGAAGGCCGCUAUUGAAGCAUCCUGGUCUUCCAUAACACCUCAGCAGUGCUACAGGCUGAUAGCUUUCAUGCCAUGCCGCAUUGAGGCAGUAAUUGCUGCAAAAGGGGCCCAGUCCAAGGACUGAGUCCAUAUGCAUGCUUAUACUUUUCAGAGGUCCGAUAUUGUUCUAUGUACACUCCUUGUUUUAUUGAUUGCAUGUAAUAUUCUAAUUUACUGAGAUUGUGGAUUUGGGGUUUUCAUGAGCUGUAAGCUAUAAUCAUCGCACUUAUGACAAAUCACGGCUUGCACUAUCUUGCUUUGCAUGUAAUGUGUCUAUCUCAUAUAUUAGUUUCCCCUUUUACGUUGCAUUACUGAAAUAAAUUAACUUUUGCACGAUAUUCUAAUUUUUCGAGUAUCACCUGUAACUCUGGGCCCUGGUCCUUACGGAGAGCUGAAAAUAAAUGAAUAAUAAAUUUUAAAAAUAAGACUGGGACCAGGGAUUUAAAAUGUGUUUUUACUGUGUAGUCUCUCUCUCUCUCUCUCUCUCUCUGAUAUAAUAAAUAUUAUAUUUCCACAACUAGUUUAAAGUAUAGAUCUCUCCAGCUUUGUAGCCACUGCUAUAUUGGAAUUGUUUUUGUAAAUGUUAAAGAGAAACAAAACCUUUACCCCUUCCCUUGCGUAAAAUAAAGAAAGCCAUGAAUCAUAUUCAAGCAAUCAAGCAUUUUAUUUAACAGGACAUUUUUAUUGUGAUAUGGUUCUGCUGUUUAUAGUAAUUGCUGGGCUCAGAUCAGAAAAACAAUGAUCUUUCUAAAACCAGUAGUUGAUCGGGUUUAGAACACCUUUAGACCACCUUCUCCUAAUUGGCCAGAUCCAUAGAAACACCGACUGCAUGUGAGUGCUGGCGAAUUAACCCUUUCAGUCCUAGUAGGGUAUAUAAAAACAUGUUGAAAUAAUACAAAACAGAAUAAAAAGGCUCACAUGCAAAAAAGAUGAGUCAAAUCACAUUUGUUUAGAAAUUAAGUAUAUUGCGAAAAAAUCAUUUAGUCCAAAUAGGAGCAUGUGUUGUCAAAGUCUGUCAUGGGAGGGAGAAAAACAUACAUUUCACUGCAAGAGAACUGGCCAGUCAAAGAUGUAUAACAGGAUGACAUUAUGCAGCGAUUCCAGUGUAAAAACAGCAAGUGUUGGGCGGAUGAGUCUACAGCUCUGCUACACUUACCUCUUGAAGACUGAAAAAGUUAGUUUAAAACCUGGGGGGGUUCAUAUUUUUUUUAAACUACUACUUACCUUUAUUAUGUUUUAGUGUGCAAGUGGUCUGUUUUAUCAUUUAAUUACAUUUCACUCGCAGUUUUGUGUGCCGUUAAAUACCACAUAAAUCAGUGUCGAUAUUGUCGAUUUUCCACCUUGAUUAAUUCUUUUAGCUCUUUCAAAAAUACUUAUACAGGGUUAAGUUCCAUUUAAAAUUGGUGAAAGUGAUCAUCAUAGUAACACUCUUACCAGUGGUUCAGCGAGUGUUAAUGCACUACAGACCAGGCCAUCAUCAGGGGACCACAAAAAUGUAGAGCUGAUAAAUCUUUUUUUAUUUUUUUUUUUUUAAGUGUCUUUGCUUGAAAUAGGGGUGGGGGUAUACAGCAUUUCUUUGGCAUUCCUACCGUGAACUGAAUAUUGAACCAGUAUGUUUGGAAGGAAGGUAAUAUGAAGUGUGGUCUUGUCUGUAUGUCAACAGAUGCAGCAGAUUGCAAAGUGAUAAUCUUUAUGACUUUAAUCUCUGCUCUUUCAUACUCUGUUUCCAUCAGUAGUGUUUUUGUUGUGCUUUAUAUACAGGAUACAAGGCAGCGACGAGAGCCUGAGAGAGACCGACUUACAAGAUGUUGGGGAGGACGAGGUUUUGUCCUGAAUGUCAAAGACCCGUUUAUACCGUCUUGAUACAGAAAUUCCUGUCGGAGGAGAGACAUCUGUGUGUAAACACACCAUGACUUCGCUGUGCAUGUUUCUACUGAUCAGUACAGUACUCGAUGAAGACCUUAUGUUGCCGCAUGCGCUAAAGAUCAUUCUGUCUUUCCUUGGGAUGUAAAAUCCGUUGUUAAGUCGUUAAACGUAUUGAUUACUUUGCUACGGGCUCGCUCUUCCAAGGGGACUGCUGGGAACUGGUCCAGAAAAGGUGCUUCUAAUGUGUGUUGAAAAAAAGAAAAACGAUUUGAAGUGGCUUGUAGCAUAUGUCUUAAUGCCAAAUACUACACACAUACUGCUGCACUAAUCUAAAAGUUAUCAGAACGCUAAGUGUUUAACACGUUCACUAGCAGAGGCUUGAAAUCCACUACUCUUGAUAUGUUCCUUGGCAGCACAAUUGUUAAGGGAACGCUGUAGUUUUAUACCGCAAAUAUAUUAUAAUCAAAUAACAUACAGUAUUUUAAAACAUGCUGAAAAUUGUAAGCACUGUAGUUUUACUGGCCAUAUCUCUGCCUUACACUGUAGUAUAUCCUAAGAAAAGUAUCUGCACUUUUGUGAGUGGUGUUGUGCAUCCAGUGCAGAACCAUUCUACUGCUUGUAAAUCCCAUACAAAAGAUCAGUGGGAAAGUUUAGUUGGUUAAUGCUCUGACUAGAGUGUUUAUUGCAACCUAAAGAAUUAAACUGCAAUGCCCAAUUGGGUGAACUCAUCCUUUCAUCUUUCCAAGUUCAAUAAAAUGGGUAACAUUGAGCUGGGUAACUAUCUCCUCUAUAUCGUCUGUUAGUUUGGUUAAUUCCGCUUUGGGGAAAGUACACAAUAUUAUAAUUAUGUGCUACACUUGUGUACAAAGCUCAUUUAGCGACGGCUCCCUUUCUUUCUCUGCUUUGUCAGAUAUCUGGCACUUGGCAAGAUGCCAUUAAAGUGCCCCAUGCAUUCAGACAGUCUUGUAUUUUUUAAUAGAGGAGAACGUGUUGGUGCUUGAGUAUAUGUGCUGUUGUGAAGCCGUUGAUGACCACUUCCCUUUUCUUUCACAUUGCUUGCGACACACUGUAUUACCUAUUCGCAGUGAGGAAUAUUUUAACUCAAGAUCUAUCUCUGAUACAUAUUUAAUAAAUUUGUAUAUAGUGGCGACUUUUUUAAAUACAGAAUGCCAAACACAGGGAGAAAAUGAGAGCAGCGCUACUAGGAUAUGCGGUGUGCACAAAGUGCUACGAUAGUGAUUUAUUUGAAGGACAUGCAAUGGUACAGCAAACGUUUCAGUUAUCGACCCUUCAUCAGUGUGAAUGCCCUCUCAGUGUGAAAGUCAUCUCACCAAAUGAAUAGGCAAAAAGUGCUCAAAACCACCUCCCCUUUGGAAAGUCUACUCCAUGCUUCACCCAAGACCCACUCCAAAUGCAUUCCCUGUGUAGGUACAUAUUCCCUAUUGACCACAAAAAAACUAAAUGCAAUUCCAUCUAAUUGGCAUAUUUUGCAAUGUGAUACACAAUAUGGACAUUUGUUCAUAGAACCACCUUUCUUUGCUACCAAACGGGGCAGGAAUAUCAGAGAUAUGGUAGUAAAAACUGACACGGUUUAUCAGAAGAAACAACUAUUUCUUUCAAAACCUGUGCAUGGUACACAUCCCUGCCUUAAUUGUAGAGACUGCAGUGGUUUCAUCAAAGGGAAACCAUGUACUCUGGACAGAGUUUCACCACUCAGCAGUGGUGGUAAUAGGAACUUUUAUUUUUAAGGGAGGUUAGUGGAUGUGUAGACUGAAUACAGUGUCACCUCAUGGUCUCAAUGAGAAGCUUGGGUGGCACUGGUUCCUGUAAUACACAUCCUCUUUGGUAGCCCUUGGUGCCCACUGCAAGAUGAGUCUGGGUACCCCCUCUUAUUGAAUUAUUCACUUUAUCCUGAUAAUUUUGUACUGUAAAUAUGUUUAUCUUUCUCUCUCUGAGAGCUUGAUAUGUAUACAUUAAUCCAGUGUAUUUAUAUCUAUAACUUAUUGAACACAUAACUUCGGUGUGUUGUAUGCUGUGCAUGCUAUCUCCCAUAUUCACUUGCUUUACUAAGAACUAUGAUGUGUUAAGUACAUUUCCAGACACUCUGCUGCAUUCCUCUCUAUAAUUGUAUAUGAACUGGGCAGUUUCCAGUGGUUGCCUAGCAACACCAGGUCUAAUUUCUUUCACACUUUCAUUUUCAGGUUUUCUCUAAUUAGAUUUAACAGCAUGCCAGCUACUUGUGUAGAUCAUCUUUUUUGCAAAGUAAUCAUUUUUUACCCGUUUUCAGAAUGUUUGAAUGUAUAUUGGUUUUCAUAGCCAUGGCUGAUAUAUGAUGUCACGCUAUCCUGAGAGUACCCAGAACCGGUGGGGAGCAGCAAGACUGCACCGGGAAGCAGGAUGAAGCUCUUCAAUCACCUAUGUCAUGUGAGAGGAGGUGGUUAUGAGCACCUUUUAGUUAUUUAUUUUGCGAGGUGACUUUGUCUUGUAGGGAUGAAGGGUUGGUUGGACCCCAAAACGUUUGCUGUGCCUUUCUAUGUCUUCAAAUAAAUCACUAUUUUAGCACUUUAGCACACAGAUCUCAUUUUUGCCUGUAUUUUGCAUUCUGUAUUACACCCCUGAUCAAGCAACAUGGGCUGGAGUUGACAUCAGCACGGAGGUACCUUUUGUUUAAUAUAUUUUCAGGCUUGUUUAAAACAUAUAUUUUUUACAUAUAACAGUUUAACACAAAUUAUAAAUUCUGUUAGUCCAAUAGAAAAAAGGUAUUACAAGAUACGGAUUUUAACUAUAUGUAUAUACAGUUGCAAGAAAAAGUAUGUGAACCCUUUAGAAUGAUAUGGAUUUCUGCACA
Messenger RNA from Pelobates cultripes (western spadefoot toad), 84600 nucleotides. Lineage: Eukaryota; Metazoa; Chordata; Amphibia; Anura; Pelobatidae. The record is from the annotation of a GenBank genome assembly.